Molecule: messenger RNA, 52293 nt
Organism: Xyrichtys novacula (pearly razorfish)
Lineage: Eukaryota; Metazoa; Chordata; Actinopteri; Labriformes; Labridae
Source: the annotation of a GenBank genome assembly
AGUUGACCAAUUAAGGCUCUGAGUGAGAGAGGAGCGGCGCACGAACAUCUCUCUCUCUCUGUCCUUCAGUCACCAGUUAAACUUGUACACCCAUUUCCCUCCACCGGGACUGCGCGUGGGGCGGGAGGACCGGGACCUCUGUGCAGCACACACACCCACACACACACAGGAACACACCCUCAGAGAGCAGAGAGAGCGCAGAGUCACCGGAGCAGCGGAGGACCGGAGCGCAUGUGAGUACGGACAGAGGCUGAAGCUCCUCUGCUGAGUCUGUGAGUCUGUGAUUGAGUUUCGGCUCUGUACUGUGAUGGGAGAGCGUGUAAUAGAGAGUUCUGACUGUGAUCGUGUUUGGGGCUCUGUUAGGACCGGAGGAGGAGCGGCAGACUCGGUGGAGAGAGUCCCGGAGAGUCCGGUCCUCUCCCCGGGUGGUUUGCUGCUGCCACACCUCACGCGCUCUCCUCUCUCUCAGUCUGUGGAGUUUGUGUUGGAGUUUUGGAGUCCACGGCUAGUUCAUGUGUCAGUCCGGUCACCGUGUGUGAGUGUGUGUGAGUCAGUCAGGUGAUGUUAACCUGUCCGGCUCGUCCAUCACCUCCUUCUGUCACAUUAACUUUGUUUAUGUGCCAACGCGCACGAGCACAGCCCCUCCGCUGCUACAGCUCCGCGUGCGCUGCAGCUGUAGCAGCAUCUCGGUGCAACAAUCAGGGGCUCCGAACCAAAUAAGGUAAAACACGGACACCAGAGCUCAGCACCGGGGGGCAGAGCGGCGGCCGCGUGCGCCCUCCGCCGCCGGGAGCGAGUCUCACACCGGAGGGCCGCUGCGUUCAUGAGCGCAGGGUUUGAGUGUCAGCAUGUUAGGAUGUAUUUUACCUGCUCUCAUAGCUAAAGGUGAUGUAGAGGUGAAGCUGUCAGACCCUCACAGAUCCUCCUGUUGUGUUUCUGAUGAAUCGUAGAAAAAGAUGAAGAGGUUUAAUGAUAAAUCGCUCAAAGACAAGUUUAUUAUAGAGCUCUGUUAGAGCAACUCAAAGAGCUCUAGAGUGAAAACAAUCAGAAAAUGAACAACAUAAAGAAACAUGCAAAAUAUAUUAACAUACAAGAUGAUUAAAGAAAGACACUGGACAAAUAUAAGAAAUCAAAAUAUUGGAAAUGAUUUUAAAAUAUGGUGAUAACUCAAAUUAGAGGUCAAAUAAUGAUCUGUCUGGCUAUUGGGGGAUGAUGAUGACCAUUUGGAUGAUUUUGUUUGGGCUCCAAACUUAAGCAUUAGCAGUACUAUAUCCUUUAAAGAAAGGUCUGUCUCUGCUACAGGGGUGAUGGUCUGUUUUACUCAUCACUCUGGCUCUAUUAUCAUGUUUCACCAACAACCACUCUGACUGUAACUGCGACAGGUCAGAACAUGAAAAGGUAAACAGUUCUCAGAGAUAAGAAACAUGCUUUUGUUGCAUUUUACACUUUCAUGAAAGACAUUAGGCAUUAAAGAGUAAAGUUUUUUAGAUGGUGAGUCAGUCUAUAUUCUGACAGACUUUCAUUUUUAAUGUUAGUCGGGUCCAAGUAAAGAUAAUUAGUCUCAUAAAGUAUCAAUAAUCAGUGUUAUAUCAGUCCUUUAAAAACAAUAUUUGUUGAUCUCUAACUAAGAUGUGAAACUGACUCUGUGUGCCUGUGAAUGUUUAAGUGCUCUGACUACAGAGUCUGGUCCUGAUGGACGCAGAUUCACCUGCUGGUCUGACCUUAAUGUAAAUGAAUCCUGUCAGGCAGUCCACCACAGAUCAACUUGAUCAGCUCAGAUGAUGAUAAUGAUGAUGAUGAUGAUUUUUGUUGGAAAACUUGAAAAUAACAGACUCAGGGACAUUUUAUGUUAAAAUCAUCUUUCAAAUACACCGACUGCAACAUCAGAUUGAUACAGUUCAGGGUGUUUAAAAUGAAAGUAAAGAGAGGAAAAGGAUAUAAAAGAACUGAGUUUUAAUAACAACAGUAUAAAGAUUACAGAGGUUUAGCCGGGAUGAUGAAACAGGAUUAAAGAUAGAGCAGACAGCAACAAUAAGAGUGCCAAAUACAGCAGUGUGAAUCAUUCAAAUGAGGCUGAAACAAAAAAAUAUUUACCAUACCAUACCAUACCAUACAGGUCAUUAAGUUCUUAUGUCUCGAAAAUUUUGUUAAAAAACUACAUUUGAUUUUGCUUUUUAUAUUUUGUCUGUAUUUUUCUUACCUGAAACAUUUUACAUCAUCAAAUAUCAGAAUCAGAAUAUCUGUAUCAUCCUGUUUUGUAGGAAGCAGUAUCACAACCUUCACAGACAUCAGAGACAAAUAAUAACACACUAAACUGAUGGAAAAGAAGAUGGAAAUAGAUAAAUAUAGCAAAUAAGUAUGCAUGACUGGAGCAGGAUCUGCAGCCAGAUGGAUGCAACAGAAACUUUCCAGAUUCAUGUUUCACACCAUAAGAAACUAAAACUGCAAAAGAGACUCUAAGUGUCUGAUAGUUCAGCUGAUAUCAUGGUGUUUAUGAGUGUGCCCGGUAGAUCCGACAAUGUGUGUGAAUCCUGAAUUAAAUCAUGCUAAGGUGUAAGUUUCUGCUCUUUUCAAACUUUUAUUCUUUAGGACUUCAAACUCGAGCAGUCACAGUGAUGUUUUGACCCUUUUCUGGAUAUUGAGGUCAUGAAAUUCCUGCACACGCUUGCUUCAUCUAAAUACACAGCAGAGAAAUGUGUGUGUGUGUGUGUGUAUGUGUGUGUGUGCGCUCCUGAUGUUUACUGACUCUGCAGAGUUAUAACAUCUGAGGUGUAAGAAGAUGUAAGCGUGCAGACCAAAACUUGUCCUCAUUUGACACUCCUCAGCCUGCUUUACCCAAUAAGUGCCACCCUACACACACACACUGACAUGCACACACACACACAUAUAUACACAAACGCUGUCUGCCGGAAAUAGAGGGUGAAGCCAGAACUUUGGUGCAAUCUGUGUAUUUGACUCUAUCUUCCACCACAUACCGCCCAUUGUGUGCUUUUUAGUGUGAGUUUCUAUAUGAGUGUGUGUGUGUGUGUGUGUGUGUGUGUGUGUGUGUGUGUGUGUGUGUGUGUGUGUGUGUGUGUGUGUGUGUGGUUAACAGUGAGCAUGCAGUGCUGAUCACACUUCCUCUGCUUGCUCAGAGGCCGUGGGUGUGGUGGUGGUGAUGAUGAAGAGCUGUCUGUACCUCAGGUUGGCUCUGGUGGAUAAUUCUGUUUAUUCAGUGAGUGUAAAAUUGAAUCUAAUCCAACAUUUACCUGUCCUAUUCAUCACUGUAUCAACAGUUAUCUGAUUAUCACACAGCUCCAGUCCUUCACUUUAGUAAAUGCUACUGUGACAAGCUCUUGAGUUAAUCCGAUAAGCUUCACUGUCAUGAAAUGUGAUAUUUGUUUAAGUGCAGAUCUGCACUUAAAGCUCCUGUGAGUGAUUUUAUUUGGUUAUAAAACAGACUGAAAUUGAAACUGGUGCCCCUUUCUAGACUAAAAAUAUAAACCUAAUCAGUAUAAAGGUUAUUCAAUUACACUGUAAAAUUUAGAUAAUAUUGAGGCUGUAAUUUUUUCACAAAAUCAAAUUUGAAGGAAUAUCAGAUGUGACGUGCUGCUGUUUGAAUGUUUGACCUGAAACUGUUAAAUCCUCUGUCUCUAUGAGGAAAAUUAAGUUUGGUGCAACUUUUAUUCCGCAUUGUACAGCAGUUUUUAAUGCUUGCGCUCACUGCAGAGGGUAGAGGUCCAGCAAAGUAAAUAACUGCUAUCUGCUCAAAACUAACUUCUGAAACACCUAGGUUAGAUUCUUAAUCAGUGAUAGGUUUCACUUUUUUAUGAAGGAGAAAGAAGAUUUUAGUUUGAAAAAGACACAAGUGACUCAAGUAUAGCCCAAAAUCAGAAAAGUGAUAUUGCUUUUUCCACUGUGGCCGCCAAACAUGACACAAACUGAGAGUUGCCCACAGGAGCUAAACAAUAAAAUCACAGACCUAAAAUAGCUAAUAAAAUAAAGGGUAGGUCAUUGAUUUUGCUGGUGAGUGGAAAAAAAGUUUUGUCAGAAAAAAACAAAAAAAAAAUACAAUACAUUUACAGGAGAAGAUCACUAAGGAAUUAGGGGUGUCAGUUUGUCCACUGGGGGCGCCAAAUCCGCACAGACAGAGUGUUUCUUACAGGAGCUUUAACAGAGAAUAAAAACCUCAAUUUAAGUCUAUUAAAAUCUUUUUUGGGGCUCAGAUUUGACUUAUUUUCUCAUUACUUUACUGACACACAAACUCUGCAGAAACAUGAGCUCCUCUAAACUCUCUCCUCGUCUCACUGAGCCGCUCGAUGAUCCAGGAAAUGAAGCUCGUUCUGCCAUUUCUCUCUCUGUUAGUUUUGGCUGAAGGUCCUGAUGUGGAUUAAAAUUUAUUACUCAGUCCUCCAGCUGUUUGGACCAGAGUCCAUAAACCUCAACAGCACUCAGGUCCUCUCUCUGCGCUCACAUGAUGCUUUUUAAAGAUAUUUUUUAAAUGUCUGGACUCAUGUUCUCGCUCCUUCUUACAUAACUGACCUUUUAAUCCCAGAUGUACUGUACUCAGAGGAGACCUUUAAACGAGGAAGUUUUUCUACUCAGAACAUUUAACAGCACAAUAAGGAUAUAUAUAUAGGCUUAUACAAUAAAAUAUCAGAUAUUAAAAACUAUGAGAGCAACAGGAUAUACAGCUACUGAGAGAACAGAGUCUCUGCAGCACUUUAUCCAUAAAGAGGGAUUUCAGUUAGCUUCAUCAAAACAGAAGGUAGGUCGGUCGGUCGGUCGGUCGGUUGGUCAGUCGGGAAUAUAGGAUAGAUUGGUUGGAUAGGAUGAUUGAUAGGUUGGUUAAUUAGCCAGGUAGAAAGUUCAGCAGGUAAGUUAUUUGGAAUAAGGGAAGUUAGGUAGGUAGUUAGGUAGGUAGGUAGGUAGGUAGGUAGGUAGGCAGGAAUAUAGGAAGUUAGUCGGAGAGGGGCAGAGUAGAAAGGAACUGUGAGGAAAAGUGUUGAAGCUGGACGGAAGGUAAGAUAGAGGUGAGGGAGGGAAUAAGGGACUAAAAUGGACACGUAGGUAGGUAGGAAAGUGGGUAGGUUGGGAAGGAGGUGAAGAAGGUUACAGAAAAACUAGGUAAGUGGGUUGGUAGUUUUGUUAGGGGAUAGGUAAGGAGGUAGUUGGGGAGGAAGGGCAGUGCAGUGGAUAGUACAGAGAUGUCACAGAGCGAGCAUGGAGCUAGGUGGGAGGAAUAUAGAUGGGUAUAGUGCAGGCUCACACAGUCACAGCAACCACAGUUAUGACACCAAAUCAAACUCUGAACAUAAAAGAGGGAAAUUGAAUCUGGAUUUUUUUGGCCUUUGGGAAACUGUGGUGUCCAUGACCCACACUUUUUGCUGUUUAACAAACUCAAGGAUAAACCGAUUCAUGAUAAAAAUGAUAAUAAGUGCAGAGGUAGUUUACAGACUGAGACAAAGUUAGUGUGAAUAAGGUGUUGAUAAAAGCACAUAAAAACCCGAGAAACAUUCGGAGAAGCUGAUGGAUGCAGUACCAUCAUAGAACACUAGAGAGAGCCAGAGGAGCAGAGAGCUCCCUCUGACUCACUGUAACGUGUCCUCAGCUCCCUCUGACCCGCCCUGGCUGGGUCUGCUGUUUAUUUGACAAAUUCCUGUGAAACAAUGGACAGAAACUCAGGGAACAUUUUAACACUUAACUCGUUUAUUCUACAAACAGCAUGGUAGACUCUUUAGCAGGCUUUUUUUUCUAUUAAUUCAACAUUUUGUGACUUACUUUUUGUUUCUUAAUCCUUCUGUGCAGCAGACUCCCCCACCCUGCCUCCUAAAGUCAUGAGUAUUCAUUAUAUUUAAAUGAUCAGCUGCUUCAGGUGAAUUAAAAACUGUGAAACUAUAGGAACUAUUCUCCUACAGACACUCCUAAAUCUGUUCCUUUGUUUGAAACACACAGUGGAUGUUAAAACAAGCUGCUGCCAGUGUGUGUGUGUGUUUGUGUCUGCUUGUGUGCAUCUUGCAUUAAUGGGGCUCUUUUAUAGAGGGGUUAUUAAGGUGGGGGGGCUCCGGGGUUGUUUUGGGGGUGAGGGGCAUUCCUCAGAUUCUCCCUUGACCAGACACACACGCACACACUCGCCCACACUCACACACACAUGCACACUCUUUCUCUGUGGCUCCUGGCACUGAGUCCUUAUUUAGUCAAAACGCUGUAGAGUCACAUCUCUGCUUGUCUCUGUUACUUUCUCACAGAGAAGAAGAAUGCACAUGAACAUACAUGCCACUCGGUUUAUUCAUGCAGAAGAAAAAUCUCAACACGUGAUCUCACAUGUUCAGUCUGUCAUGUUAAUGGUCACAGCUGCGCACACUCUUACAAAGCUAAAAAAUGAUCUGAUUAUUUUAGUUUUGGAGCAGCAGAGGUGGAAAUAUUGUGACUUUUUGUCUCUCUCUAAAUUAAGCUUUAAAAGCCUCCACUUCCCAUAAUGCAACUCAACUCUAAAACAAUUAGAAUUAACUGAACAAUGUUUCAAACGCAAUAAUUCUCAUUUUCUCAUAAAUUUAUGAAAUCUGAAGAUUCCUCUGUGCUGCAGACUCUUGAAUACUGACGUUGUUAAUACUUCAACCAUAGUUGAUAGUUGCGUAACCAUGGCAACCAUACAAACCUCAAUGAGGGGAACAACUGUAAUGUAGACCUAUUGGAGUUCCCCUGAUUGAAUCACAUGCAGAGAGCACACAGAUGAGUGAAGGGAAACAAUGAAGUCCUAUCAUCAUGACAGGAACAGAAGACUUCAUUAAUGACUGUAUUUAUUCUGUCUUCUAACUGAUAAUUUCAAUCAUUUCUUUUGAUUUAAUGAUCUCUCAUCAUGUUGGUGAUUAAACUGAUAGAAUACAGACUGAUCCACAUGUGAGCUGCAGGUUAGAAAAUAUAAUGUCCUUAAAACAGACUCCUGUUUGUUUGAACAAUUUUAACUUUACAAUUACUCAGAUAUUAUUUUGGUGUUUAGUUUUUCCUAUAGACUGUAGGAGUUGUUUUUUACCUGGCACCUAUAAAGUGCAGAUAACUGCAGUUCUUUAGAUGUCCACUAGAGGCAGUGUGACUGAGUUAAUCUCAUUAAAGCUUCAUGUUAAAAUGUGACAUACACAUAUUUACAGCCUGGUACACAAUAAUAAUUGAUUCAAAAUCUAAAUCAGAUGCCUCUUUUUCCUGGAUGACCCCUCUCACUCAUCCUCCCCGUUUCCCCCAGCUCCAUUUGUUAUAUGGAUUCUCGCUGAUGCUGCUCUGAUCAGUACCUCAGGGUCUUUGCUGAUGCUCUCUUUGCCUUUGCUUUUCAUUUAUGGAAAUCACUGAAUAGAACUCACUGUAUUUUUACCUACCUCUUACUUCUGCUGUAAAGUUGGACAUUUAAACAUGAGGCUCUAUGGGGACUGACUCACUAAAGGAGACAGCAUCUAGUGGGCAUGAAAGGAACUGCAGUUUUUGCACUUCCAUCUUGGCUUCAUUUUUAACCCAGAGGUUGCUGCUUACUUUUCCUCUUUACCAUUAUUAUUAUGACCUUUAUUUAACCAGGUUAGUCUCAUUGAGAUCCUCUCUUUUCUAAGAGAGACCUGGUCAAGAAUAGCAGUACACAAAAUUUACAAAUAAUCAUAUUAAAGAUAAUUAAAUACAGUACAAAUAACAAAUUGGAAUUAAUUUUAUUACUACAAGUAAUAAAUAUACCUUCAAUACCUGAGCUUUUUUUAUAUUUGCCAGUUGUGAAAAUCUUUUAAAGAAAUACACUGUGUGCAGCAGGAUCAUUCUGUGAUGAGUAAAACAAAACUGAACCUGACUUCGAUUUCACUUUGUCGGAUUUGUUUAAAAUCUUCCACAUCUUUUCAGGCUCUGCUGUAAAUAUUAAAACUUGUAAGGAAGGGCGAACUUUCUCCAGACAGCUGACACUGCCUAUCUGUCUCUCUCUCUCUUCCCUUUCAUGCUGCUUUUAAGGCUGAAUAUCAGCAGAUGCAUCCAUAAAACUUCACUGGAUGCUUUUUAGAAUACUAAACAAAUUCAUUCUGCAUCUGUAAAAUACUCAGAAUAUCGUUAAAACACAGAUGUCUCACCUUUGUGAAGAUAAGAUUGCACACACUCAGGUCACACUUAUAAACACACUGAUUUAGACUCUUUGAUGUCAUUGCUCAGACUCUCACACACAAACAAACAAGACAGACUGACCUUUAGAGGAGGCUCACAUCCCUCUGGACAGAUCAAAUAUUUAUCCUCUGUCUCCUGGGAGCAAAAACAUGAACAUGAGAUGAGAUCACUGUGUUAAAAAGGAGGCUGAUCAUCUGCUGAAACAGUCAGAGCAUCACUGCAGACAGGCUGGAGGAAGUGGAGGGAUGCAGAUUUAACAUUUGCAGCUUCUUAAACUUAGAAAGAAACCCUGAAACACACGUUCACUCAAACAGUGUGUUUUUAUUUCAGUUUGCUGUACAGUCGCAGCUAUAAAAGCAUCACUCUGGACACUUUUACAGUUCUUUGGGUGAAAAUGUGUGGAGGAUUUUCCUCCCUCUGCUUCUCCCCCACAGCUCCAGUUAGUCUGAAGUUAAUGGCUGCCAUCUUUUACUCUGAGUCAAGUGUGACUCAUUGUUUUUUUGGACAUGAAAAAGUGUCUCACAUGCAAACAUAUCAUCAGUUUGAUCCACAGUGACUCCCUUUUCUGCACCAACCUCCUCCUCUUUGCAGAAUCUCUGUCUCCGGGCUAUAAGUCUCUCUUUCUCAUGUUCUCUCCUUCUUUCUUCUCCUCUUCCUCUCAGACUCAGACAGCUAACACAAGCGAGAGAGAGAAAGAGGGAGCGGCCACGCAGAGCUGAGCAGACUCCACCCAGAAACGCAGCCAGCGAACCGAGAGACAGCCGAGCCCAUAAAAAUGAGCGGAUCACACCCCCGGCUCCACCAGAGCGCCGCGCCCGCUUCUAACGCUCUCUCAGCGGACAAGGACGCAGAAAUGCCCGCUACGGAGAAGGACCUGGCCGAGGACGCGCCGUGGAAGAAGAUCCAGCAGAACACGUUCACUCGUUGGUGUAACGAGCACCUGAAAUGCGUCAACAAGAGGAUCGGGAACCUGCAGACGGACCUGAGCGACGGGCUGCGGCUCAUCGGGCUCCUGGAGGUCCUGUCCCAGAAGAAGAUGUUGAGAAAGUACAACCAGAGGCCCACUUUCCGCCAGAUGCAACUGGAGAACGUGUCGGUGGCUCUUGAGUUCCUGGACAAGGAGAACAUCAAGCUGGUGUCUAUAGGUGAGUCCCUCUAAAGAGUCUGCAGAGAGUGAGUGAGUGAGUGAAUGAAUGAGAGCUAACUGUCCUCAGAGUCCUCUCCUUCAGACAGGUGAUCUCCUCUGAGUCUGCACAAGUUUAAACCUCCUCUUUAGAAAAGUUCAGUCAGACAAACAUACAGUGUUAGAGGGUUAAAGGAGGGUGCAUGUGUUCAUGUGUGCAGAGUUAAAUAAAGUUGAGCUUGAUCCUCAGAGGGGAAACUUUAGUCCUCUAAGAUAAGAGCUCAGCAGAGGGGUUUCAGGGAGUAACGGGCGUCUCCUGCUGUCCUUGGUUGCACAGCUUUUGUCUCCUUUUGCUUGUUUUGGGAGGAGGUGGUCUGCCUGCAGAGGGGCCCCCGGCUCUCUGAGUUCCCCUGCUGCCUGAGCCGGGCCGGGCCUGGUCAAACUCUGUGGGCCGGGAUGUGAUUCAGGCCUAGUGGGACAGGAGGGCUGCACACACACACACGCAAACACACACACACACACACACAUAGAGGGAGACACAGGGCUAUUGUCUGUGCUCAUGUCGUGCAGAGGGGCGGGGGGGCUCAGCAGCAUUAGACAGGACUUGGCUCACACUCAGUGACAUAAAACUGGGUUUAACGGGGCUCUGCCUGCAUGCAGCUGCCUGCACACUCACAACACACUCAGUUUGAGGCAUUUAUCGGACUCACAGUGAGUUUGGGAUCAGCUGUGGAGAAUAUAACACUCAGGGUGAUGCAAAGCUUCAGAUGCAAACUCUUCUCAGAAAGUUUGUGACAUUGUAGAGGUCACUGAGGAGUCUUAUAUGUGCGUUAAUCUAAUCCUGCUUCACCCAGAGUUGACGUUGCAUUAGUGAACCUAUCAGAUGUGUCACUUUACCCACACCUGGAUUAGAGUGAGACACCGGUCCCUCUGUGGUAAAAGCCUUUAUCAGCAGACUCUAAGCUCUGAUGGAGAGGAAGAGGCCUGUGAGUGUGUGUGAGUCACUGAUGAGUGUGUCUGUCCUGCCCAGCUGGAGGGGAGGGGUGUGUGUGAGUGUGUGUCUGGAUCAAUUCAUGGUUUCCACACACUCGUUCCUGCAGCCAACAGGUGAGCUGGAGGUGGAGACAGAAGCUUAUAUCAAUAAAAACUCUCAAAACAUCCCCUAGCAUGCACCAAUCAUUUUCUCAGACAUCUUUUAUAAGGCGGUUAAUUGUCAGAUACAAAGCUCUCACCCCAUCCAUGAAACAGAUGCUUUUUUUUCCACCUCCCUGACUCUGAUAUCAGCUGAUUAUUAGAGCAAACUCUGCUGGGCUGGUAUUCAGAGUGCACAAUGAGCCGCCCUGGUCAGCACUCCGUGUGUCCAUCUGUCCGUCUGUCUGGUCCUGCAGCUGACUCACCCUCACCCUGAAUGCUCUUCUUACUCAUGUAAUCUGAAGAUGAGAGGGGAGUUCUCUCGCCUCUUCUACUUCCUCUUUCCGUAGCAGAAAGUGGGCACACCCAGCAGCAACCCUCACCACAAAUUACCAAACUGCCAUCAGCUCUCUCCUCCUCCUUUCUGCUUCCUUUCACCAGAACAAUUUAAAGCUUUACUUUCACAAUAUUUCUGCCGUUUCUGACAGAGUUGACUUCUUACAUUUCCUGUCUGUAAAUCUUCACGUCCAGUCCUUUUUUUCUUUUCAUUCUUGCAGAAAAGUAACAAUCAUUGAGAUGCAAGAGCGCCCAGAGUUACUCAAGAUCAGCUGGUAGUUCACUCCACCCUUUAUGUAGAGUAGUGACAAAAACAUUUCUGAAAGGACUAAAUAUUCAGCCUUUAAAAGUAUGGAUUUUGUCAUUCAGAUUUUGAACAUUCAGAAAACAAAUGUCAUUGAUGGAGUGAUUUUUGGAAAUGUGGAAAUACAGAGGUAAAUCUAAAGGUGAGUCAGCAGCUACUUAUCUUAGCUUAGCUUAGCUUAACAACCGGAUACAAGAGUCAAAGUGACAACAACUGUCCACAAUUUAUUAACCCCUCCAGGCAUUGUGGUCACUACAGUGGGCUGCUGUUUGAAAGCUACUUUCUGCUAAAUGCUCGGGUUUCCACUGAGUGUAGCUAUAGAUCAAGUCAAUAUUAAAGUCAGGCUUGAUACUGAACUGGCUUAUGUAUAUAUUUUUUAUAAUAGCCAGUAGCUGUUUGAGGUGAUAUAUGCUGUCAUUGGCGAUUAAGGGAAGUGUGCCUCCAUUUAGGAAAGAUAAUGAUCUUGUGAAGGCUGACGCUGAUAUAAAACUGAUUGGGGCCAAUAAUUGGAAUGAUGAAUCAGACAAUUCAGGAGGUAUUUUUUUACAACAUCAAAAAUAUAUUAGGGAGCAAAGUAAAAUUUCUCAAACACUGAUUUUACAUUUAGAAAAAGAUCAUGAUAAACUGUCAAUAUUUCAGUGAUAGUUAGCCCAUUGUUAAAUUUGAGACUUUUCUAUUUUGGAAAAACUUUUUGUAACUUUUUCUGUAAAUCACCUGAUUUAUUAAUUUAAACUGUAGCCAGCAGAAAAAACAAACAAAAUCAAAACAUUUUUAUUCAAAUAUUCAAGUCGGUUUCAAUUAAUGUAAGUCCAGAGCUCCAUGUAUGCUUCUCCAUGCUCACUCUGGAUCAGCGCUGUCUCCUGUCCAUCAUGAUUACUUCACCAGCUCCUCAGUUGUCAUUCACGCUGCCUCUCCAGAUGCUUCACGUCAUUGUUAUGCAAAAGAACCAGGAGAGGUAUCGAUGAAGGAAACAUUACACAUAAAGGCAAAUGACGUCCACGAAUCCAAUCGGUUGAAUUCAGUUCUUGAUUCCCGUCCUCACCCCAAACCCAAUAAAACACACUGAAAAAGAGCUGCAUGUAGAAGAAUAUAGAUUUUUCUGUCUGUGCAUUGAAAAAGACAUUAUGUGCUGCAUGAAUUCACUCUAACGCUCACUUGUGCAAAAAAAAAAGCACUGAAACAUAAGAAUAAUGCCACUCGCACAUCUAUUGAAGCAAAAAUAAGUUUUUUAAAGAAACAUUUUUUUUCCUCAUGCAUGAAAGGGUUAAAAAAUAAACCUCUGCAGGAGCUCUUAAACUCUCUGUCAUCAUGUUGUAUCUCGUUUGUUUAUUCCUCACAAAAAGACAAUUAAGAAUAACAUUUGUGGUUUCUCUGGCAGCUCCAAGCCAACCUCAAUCACUUCCUGGAAGUUUCUGCAACCGGCCAAGAAAUCGUCCCCCACGCAGCCUCAUAAACUCACAGUGUGUCUUUGUUUCACCUCACGGUUUGAACCAACAUGUUGAUGGAGUCACAAAGGAGUUAAAUGGGAGAGUUGGUCAAAUUAGAUCUUCUGAUAAAAGCUCAAAAAACAGAGACAAAGUAAGAGAAAGUGUCUUUCCAUAGGCACCUAAACGACCUAGAACUACAGCACAGGGUUGUUGUCGUCAUUCUCAGCUGAUGGUGUUAAAAAUUAGAUUCAUCGUGGAAAAUGUUAAAGCUGUUUUUUAAUUAAUCACUGUAUUAUAAUUCUCUCAAAAUCAAAAAGGUCAAAGUACCUGAAUUCAUAUGAAAAGAAGAAACUAAAAACAAGACCUUAAAAAAUAACAUACACUGUGUGUGUAUGGCUGUGACUACCACCUGUGUUCAGAUGUUCAGGUAGCGGAGCAGCUGCUUGUUUACCUGCAGUACUCAACCUCACAGGACACUUCAAACUAAUGUCGCUGCUCCAGCAUGGAAGUGAAACGGCAUGGUUUAACAGUGAGCAGCGAACUUCAGCUCCGUUAUAUUCUCAAUAUUUGUGCGGAUAAAGAGAAAUGAGAUACUGAUCGAUAAAAUACUUAUCAGCAAGACUAGAGGAGUCAAUCUGAUGUUUAUUUUCCAGACUGGUUUGGCUGUGUCCGCCUAAGCUAAGUUAACCAGAGUUGACAAUGAUAACCAUUUUUCACUUCAUGAGAGGUCAGUUAACAGUCAAAUAUCUGCAGGAGUAUUUAUUGCAAUCAGAAGUCUUUAAUAUCCAGAUUUUGUGUCAAAAACUGAAGGUGAAAAAGCUUAAGAUGAUGUAGGACAGAAAAAAGACAAACGUAGCUUGGAUCAGUCCCAAGGGUAUGAGGAUUUCUUCCUAUCAACACCUCUCUGCCCAGAAAUAAGAGCCUGAGAUUAUCAUGUUGGUUUAAUCCAUGUUAAAACAACAUGUUGCUUUUUUUUGUACAGUCAGUAAAGAGGCAGACUCAGUGACCUCUUGGAAUUAUUCACACCCAGCCAAGAGACAGACCCCCACAAAGCUGCAGCGAAAACUCCAACCGUCUUUGUUACACCUCAACAUUUUGACUUCAGCUGAUUAAAAAAAGACUUUAAAUGUCUUAAGUUGAUUUUUAAAACUCAGGGUCAAACUGUGACUCCUCUGUAUAAAGGCCCAAUGCUAUGUUCAUUACCAGCAAUGAAACAGGGCAUCUGUGCAUACACAGAUUAUUAGCAUUUAUCCUCUUUUUCUCCACUGUCUACUGAAACAGCUAACAUUAAAGUGUACAGAUGUAACAUAACUGUGUAUAGUGAAUAUGAAUCAGCCGAUAAUAUGACCUGGAAAUAUGACAAUCCUUUAUAGGUCCCACAACAAGGAAAUUAGCAUUUUUGAAGCAAAGAUGCAGUUCGUAAAAAAAUAAAUGCUGUUUUUGCAACGUUAUUAUUUUAUAACACUAUGAAUUUCCUAAAAAAUCAAUAGAAUAGUCGAUUACUUAUCUGAGUAGUUUCCAUUUACUGCAGCACUAAUUCAGAUCUUCGUAUCAAGCCUUGAAAUCAGCAAAAGAGCAAAUCAGCCACUUUUGAUAAAUUUCAAACUAUUAAUAAAAAAAUGAAAUAGGAGGUUCAAUUUUAAUCUGUAUUCACUAUCUUGGACUACAAAUCUCCAACAGUCAACUCUGAACCAUAACAUAGAUCUUAAACCCUGGAUUUUAGAGGUAAAUCUUAUUAUUUAGUUCCACGAAUAGUUGUCAGCAUGAAAUAAAUGUUUACUCAGAGGCAAAGAGGACAGACUCUGUUCCCAGCCCUCUGCAGGUCAGUUUUCACAGUAAUGAUGUUUGAACCUGACAGGUAAUCCCCCUGUCUCUGCUGCACUGACCAAAGCCACAUGACCUGGCAGCAGCAGCGGCAGCAAACACAUGAUUAGAGAGAAAACUAGAGAGAGAGAGAGAGAGAGAAAGGAGUGUGUUCAGUCUGCAAAGGGACGUUAUAGUGCAGCUCUGAUUUUACAGACUCCCUCCAUCUGUAGUCUCUGGUCUCUCUGGUUGCAGAAGUGUUUUCAGGUAUCUUCACCUCCUCAUCUCGACCUCUGUGAGGACAGUAUGUUUUUUGCAGCCACAGCUGAUGAACAUUUUCCACUCUGCUCAUCGCACCCAUGUUUGAACACGCUCAAUCAUCUCACCUGGCAUCCUUCUGUCUGUGUGUGUGUGAUGAGGCUCUAACACACACUCUCUGUUCAGUGAUGUCUCUGUACAUGUGCAGUUCUGUGUCAGCCUGUCGUCAGCAGCAUCUUUAAAAACAUGUCUUUAUCUGAGCAGUCUGUGGAAACGCAUCAAUCGUCCUGUCGUCCUCCGGUAAUGUAGCAUGAUAAACGCACCAUGCAGCAGCAGCAGCUCUACAGUGUGUGUGUGAGUGUGUGAGUGUGUGUAUCUGUACCUGUUGAUCCGUCACUCUGCCUGGAGCUCAGACGUGCAGGUUGAGACAGACGCCUGUGUGGCAAUAGCCAUCCGUCUCCUCCUCUGACGGUGUUACAUAACAAUGAAAUGUGCUCAGUGUUGGUGAGAGGAGGUGAUAAACCUGCAGAGGUGAUCCUCUUCCUGUUAGGACACUGAGUCUGAGGAUGAGACCUGCACCCACCCUACUUUAUUAAGAGUGGUCUACCCAUCAACUUCCAUAGAAAUAAAAUGAAUCCUUGUGGAUUAAAAUAAAUAUGAUUAAAAACCUAAAAUCUGUCCUUCUGCAGCAGCCAUGAAGGUAACAUGUACUGAUGCUAGACGGUCCUCAAAGAAUCUGGUUUCUAGAAAAGUUUUUGUUCUUUUUAAAGCUCCUCUAAGGAAUUUCAGUUCGUGUCAGUUUUGCCGCCCCCUGUCGAUAAAUCAGACAUUACUUCCAUCUUCUACAAGCUUAAGUAGCUCAUCCUGCUGACCUUUUAUAUUGAAUUGUAUCAUUUAUUGUAAAUGUCUUAUGUAAGGAUUGUUAAACAAGCUGAUUCUUUAGCUGCUCGACUGACAGGCAUUAAAAAGUAUCGGACGGUAUAAAAGUUGUUGAUAGUCUUUUUUGAAAAGGACUCAUGAUGGGUUUUAGUCAGUUACGUAGAUGUCAAAAGAAUCCCCAGGAUUCAAGAUAAGGUUUGAGUGUCUCGGCCUUGAUUUAGAGAGGAUAGGACAAUGAACAGAGCUGGAAUCAAGGUCGAAAUCAAACCCAUGCCACCCACACACAUUGGGCAUAGACUGUUAGGAGCAGCAGUGCUUUGUUGAAACUCUUCACUGUGAAAGAGUAAAAACUGCAACAAGAGGAAUAACUCUUUCCCAAGUUAAUACCUCAAGUUUCCUGUCACAUUAGUCACCUUCACCUGCGGGCUGCACAGACAGAACCUGAGUGAACAGAGGGGUUUAAGGUGUGCAGAGACACCUGGUCUGUGUGAGAGAAGAGACGGUGACUGUUGAGCAAUCCUAGGUGUACUUUAUGUUCUCUGCAGUGAUUUUUAGCCUGCAGGUUCACUCAGUGAGCUGACACUGUGAAUUCUGUGUUGAAAUGUCUCUGAUUCACAAUGACCACAUCUGCCUGCUGAUGUACCUGGAAGUGCCUCCAUUAAAAAGAUUUCUUAAGAGAGUUAGGAAAUGUAAAUGUGGGGAUGAUAUGCAGCAAAAAGUUGUGGCUUGGAGUUGAACCAGCAGCUGAUUCAGUGAGGAGUAAAAACUCUCCUGACGCAUGGAGAAGGCAUGUCAGUGUGGCUCACUUUCUUUCCUUUUUACUAAUACAGAUGUUUGCAUAGUGUACAGACCUAACAACUGACAGACAACAUCAUCAACAACUUAAGCACUCAUAAGCUCUGUUUAACAUUUGUCACUGAAGGUCAAGUCACUCUCUCUUCCCAACAACACCCCCAGCUCUUAUUCCUGUGCCGGACAGGAUACGUAAUCUUUAUAGCACACACACAUCCCAGUUGGAUGUGCCCAAAUCGUCUCCAAAGGGAGGCAUCUGAGAAGCUUCCUUAUCAUGAACCCAACACCAGACUGACUCCCUGUGAUAUGGAGUGACAUCUCCUUCCAAACAUCUCGGAGGCAACUCAUUUCUGCCACCUGUGUCUGUGAUCUCCCUCUUUUAGUCACAACCCAUUUCUCAUGGUCAUAGGUGAGGAACAUGGAAAUGUAGCACAACUGGUGAAUCCAAAGCUUGGCCUUCAGGCUCAUCUCUCAGCAGUGGACCAGGACAACGCUCACAGUGCUGCUGCAGCUGCACUGACACAUCCAUCAAACCCACACUCCAUUUUAUCCUCGCUCAAGACCCUGAGACACUGAAACUGUUUUAAUUUAGACAUAAGACGACAUAGACAAAUAGAUGCAUGAGGAUCCAGAACAACUUCACGUAGACUUGUCAGGUCUAGAUUUGAUGAUCCACAGAGGGCCAAAAUGAGGCUUGUGAAAUCUUUAUAGUUAUUAAGAAAAUGAAAGCAUUUUCCUGUAGAUCUUUAUUGUGAAUAUUCAGUUUUAAGCCUUAAGAUAAAAAACGAUGACUGUCUACUUUAAGUCUAGUCUUGCUCAAGGGUUCUGCCUGUCGAAGGAAGUUUGUCGUCCCCACUGUAACUAAACGCAACAGGUGGAGUAAGAUGGAUCAGAGUAGAUCUGAACUUAAACAAUUAGACUCAAUCUUUUUCCAUUUUGAUGUUGGGUUUUUGUAAAUAUACAGAAGAGGAUAAUCUAGACUGGCUUUUAAUGUGAAUCCUGUUAAGGUGAUGUUUGUUGUGUGGCAGCUCAGACUGUCAGAGUCUGUUUUAACAUAGAUAAAUAGAACAGGUACAGGUGAACAGAGUGUACACACCACUGUGUUUGGACUAACUACAGCAGGGAAACGCUCUGGGGUUGUUCUUUAAUAAAUAAAAACAACGUAAAUUCUUGAGUUUUGCCUGGAGAGCCAGUAACUUCUAAUUUAGUUUCAUCUAGUUUUAAAAACAUGUCUGACAUCCAGGUUUUUGUUUCUGCUGGACCGUUAGUGAAACGAAAGCGCUUGAUUGGUCACCCUGUCCAAUCAAGCUGUUAAAAGUAAUGUGUCAUCAGUAUAACAGUCAUAACCAGCAUCAUGUGUAUGAAAUGUAUAAAUAUGUUUGAUAUGUAUCAAUGGAAAAAAAAGGUGGACCCAGAAGUGAACCCUGGGGAACACCACAGGGAUACAUUUGCUGCAGAUGACACUAUCAAAGAGACAAAGUCAGUGUCUGCUGAGCAGACCGUUUGAAUGCACGGUGAGAUAGUGGAGAGGUUUUUCCUCCCAGUGUGGUCAAAAUGGAUCACUUCCUGCCCGCUCAUUAUCAUCAGCAUGACUUCCUGUCAGCACAGGAGCGGGGGGGAUCCUGAGGAUUAGCGCAGUGAACAUUCCCCUUUCAGUUCACUGGAAUUCAGACUAUUACAUUACAUCAGAGCUGGAAACCUGCCCCGUCACCCCCAGCCUCAUGUUCACACACCGAAUACACGGACAUGGAAACACACACUGUGUCACUGACACACACGCAUACACACACACGCCCACACACACAUCUGCAGCCACUCGGUCAGCAAUUCAAAUUAACUGCAGAAAAUGAGUCUCUUUAUCAGAUAUGAAAGAAAGCUGCAGUUUGAAUUCUUAUUUCUGUAUGUUAGAAGAUUUCCCCUCUUAACGGACUCUGAACUCUAAAACCAGAACUCUGUCUGGACAGGGUCGACUUUUCCAACUUGAAUCAUUCCUGCCCGGCUGAGAGCGAUUAAUCAGUCUGAGGAACUCAAACCCCGCUCCUCUGUCUGUCUGAGGGUAUUUUUCUGAUGCAAACGGAGGAUUAGAGCUGUGUGGGAUUUAUUAACCCUCCUCCUUCAUCACUUCACCCCUGUGUCCUCCUCUCACCUCCUGGGCCUCCUCUCUCAGCCUAUCUCCACUCGUCCUCCUCCUGCUCUCUCUCUCUUUAAACCGCUUUGUCCUUUAUAUUUAUCUCCCUCCUCUCCUCUCUCAGAUUAACUCAUCUCAGCGGCUUCUGUUGUCAGAGCGGGCUUUAAAAAUGUCCCACACAGCACUUUUUCCCUGCCUGUUCUCUCCUCUCUUUUCUUCCUCAGCCCUCCUUCCCCCCUCUUCUCUUCCCCUGUCCUCCCUCCUCCCCCUCCCUCCGUCUGUAAUAAGAGCUGAGGGAAUGGGAGGGCUGCCAGGAUCCAGUUUGCUUCUGCCCUUUUAAGGCUAAAAAACCAGGAGGAACUUUUUUCCAGCGGAGGGAGUGAAAGAGGGGAGACCAGGGAGGGAGGGAGGAUGACUGGAAGGAGUAGAAAGGAAGAGGAGGAAGUGUAGUAGCUCCAGUGUGGCUUGUUGCAUGGAGUCAGGGGGGAGAAGGGGGGAGGGAGUGAGCUGCAGGUCAAAAAAUGUGUUCAGGAUGUUUGAGGAUACACGCCGAAGUCAUGUCACCGCUGCAGAGACAAUGUUAGGAGAUCUGCAAGAGUGCUACCUCUCUCUCUCACUCUGUGUGUGUGUGUGUAUGUGUGUGUGUGUACGUGUGUGUUUGAUAUGACUGUGGAAUGUUUGACAUUUCCUCUCAGUGUUCAGUCUGACCGUGUUUCUAUCACAUCGAUGACUCUCUGUUUUCCAGGCAUGACUUUUGUGUGUGUGUCUGAGCGUACGUGUGUGUGUGUGUGUGUGUGUGUGUGUGUGUGUGUGUGUGUGUGUGUGUGUGUGUGUGUGUGUGUGUGUGUGUGUGUGUGUGUGUGUGUCUCUGUGUGUAAACUGUUAUACUGCUUUAUCUCGAACACUUUGACCCUGUAAAUACCUGAAAAGUCCUCUCGGAGUGGAUCAGUCGAGUCUAAAUGUCUCUCUCUCUCUCUCUCUCUCUCUCUCUCUCUCUCUCUCUCUCUCUCAGUAUGGUUGGUUUUGAAGAACAGAUUAGACACAGAUGUUUUGUGGAGAGUCGGGGAGUUUUCAGAGAACUGUGAUGGUUUUGGGAAAAGCAGCAUUUACAGAAAUUCAGACAUAGCUGGUUGUUAGCUAACAGACUGUUUCUUAGGAAGAAGCUGACCCACCUUUGUCACAGCUGGGGAACAACACACCCAGAUCCACCACGUGGCUUUGUAUGCAGGCUGCCAGAUUAUGGCAUAAAUCAUGAUUAUUUAAAACGAUAUUGACAUGAUUAUGAAAAACAAUUACUCAUGAUUUGACUUUUACAUCACACAUGUUAAUGUAACGUAGGACAUCUUGGAACCUUAAAGACACUUUCAGAGAUUUGGUUUUAAUUUGGUGAUAGUAGAUUUGGUCCCUUGGCUUUUCAGACACAAAGGUACACACUUCUGUCUCUUCCUGCUCUCCUCUCUCUCUUAAAUAAAAAUCAAACUUCCAAUUAAUUCCCCAGCUCUACUGUAUAUGCAUCUGACCUUCAUCAGGCCCAGAUCUACAAGGGUGCAACAGCAUGCGCUGCACCUUCAUCCCUAAUUUCUGCUCCCUGUAAAGGAUCGAUGCAAAAGACCUUUUUUUUACAAGUUAUCCUGUGUAAAUGAGUUAGGUCAUUUUGAAUACAUUUAUAGUCAUGACAGCUGUCUUUGCAUCCCCAAAAACCACCACUGUGAGUAUGUUCAUGUCUACACACACUGUUGUGAUUAAAUGCAGUUUUAUGGCUGCUUCUGUUCCUAAAGGUGAUCCCUCAAGUUAUUGUGGAGUCGCAGUAGAAAGAGUGGGAGACAGUUUUUGGGCUGAGUACAACAAUGAUCCAUGCACUGACAGAACAGAAAAAGUGAUAUUUAGCAGCUUCCACCUGUCAGUCAAAGAGGCCACGCCCCUAUUUAUACCUCCGUUAACCUUUAAUAUCAGCAGAGUCUUUGUGUGAUUUUGUUUGGCAAAUUUAGAUAGUAAAGAGAAGCUUCAGAGGAUUUAUCUCUUGCAUUAUUCAGAUUAUUUGAUAAAGCCUAUUUUAUUGUUAUGUAACACAGAUGAAUAAAUAUCAGAUUCUUAAAGCGCCGGGCAGCAGCAGCAGCUCCUCUGCUCUGAUUGGUCAACUUCUCUGGAUUAAUCAGCUCCAGAUGCUGCAGCUCGACCUGAAUGUUGUGCAGAAACUUUUCCUGCUGCUGUCGUCUCUUUUUGCUCUCUCUCCUCCCCCCUCUCUCCCCCUUCCCCUCUGAGAUGCUGGGAUCAGGUCAGGCAGGGGGUCAGGGGGUGCGAUGAUGUCAUAGCGAUGUCAGAGGGGGGGCUGCAGCAACGAGCCAAACAGAUGACUCAUGGGAGUUUUGGGGGCAAAAUGAGCAUCAACCACAGACAUACACGCACUCCAAACGGUGGCACACACACACUAAGGAAAACACACACACACAAACACAUAGACAAACACACAGUCACACACUCAUGCACACACACUCUUGUCCAAAGAUCAGGGGGGUUGAUGAGUCAGCAGAGGGGGAGUCUGCGGCGGUCUGUGUCCGUAUAUGGGCUCCGUCAGGCUCGCUGCUCUGUGGUCUGACGGGAAUGUUUGCAGAUUCCUCUAAUGUUUGGUGGCUUUCUGUGUGUGUGAAUCAAAGAGCAACACACACACACACACACACACACACACACACACACACACACACACACACACACACACACACACACACACACACACACACUAUCAGAGCAUGAGUUUAUCUGCUAACAAACACUGCGAGGAAGAGAAGAGGAGGACUGGUCGGUCACAGUUUACUGUCUCUGCUUAUAACAGUUCAAUUUGAAGAAGAUUAAAACUCCCGAUUAACAGAUUAUUUCUUGAACUGAAUAUUAAAGCGGCGGCUAAAAAACAGAAGAUUACUUCUAUAACUUAAGUUUUUUACAGAUUACGGAUUGAAAUCGUAAAACAAACUCAUAAAUGUCAUAAAAACUUGAAAAGUGAAAAGUACUUAUUAAUGUAUCUUUGCACUCUAUCUUUGUAAAAAUCCGAGUGACUUAAAAAAUGAAUGAAAUUUCAGAGUUAAUUUAACCUUUAUAUGGUGAGAAAUACUGUAUGUCAGGGGUCUUAAACUCAGACUUGCUUUCUGGUCCAGUGGUUUAAAGUUAGGACCUUUUUAGCAUUCAACCAGACAGCAACAUUUAUCUGACAGUGUACAUUCAAUUUUCUGAAUUUUUGUGAUAUAAAACAUCUGACAGGACAAAUGUUUUUGUUUCUAACACACUGUUCUCCUCGUGUAGUCUGAUAUUGAUGCUCAAAAGGCUCUGAAAACAACAUAAAAACACCAGAGUAUGCCGCGGCACAUCACCUCUGUUACCAUACUGUCCAAACAAAGAAGCUGAACUCUGUCAAAGAAGUUGAAGAGACACUCUGUCCCUCCUGUCUCUUCUCCGGUGCUGCGCUGUCUGACAGGCCGCUAUGUGACACACCUUUACCUGAGCUGAUCUGCAUUCCUGCUGCAUGCACCAACCUGCGUCGCACAUGCACGCUCAGUUCUCACCCUCCAAUCAGGACAGAUGAAUUUAUAGCCGCAGUUUUAACUUUAUGUCUUCAGGCAACACUUCUGUCGCUCCUUCAGAAAGUCUCUCCUUACUUCGUCUUCUACUUGAACCUCCUCCUCUUCCUCUGUAUCAUUCUUCAGUGGUUGCUAUAACAGUCUGGUUCACUCAGAGUUGCUAUGGUAAUGGGUCAUCCAAACAGGCCCUUGUUCUGACCCUGUUCUGCUUUAUCACCAUGUAUCAUGGUGUUUUUUUCCACUUGGAGCAGCUUACAUGUCAUGUAUCACAGUGUCUGCAGCCUGAGAGUGAAUCUCUCAGUCAGAUCAUGAAUUCAGACGAAUUUAGAAGGACGCAGGUCUGAAUUUAGGUGCUGCACAAUGAAGGAGACGUUCUUUGGACUAUGCAUGCUUCUCUCUGUGUGUUAGGUUUGCUGUGUCACCCCCUCCUGACCUGCUUGCUGUUUUGAUCCUCUUUUUUUAACAUGCAUGGAAUUUACAUGCUCCCCCCUGGUUUUGACCCCUCUCCAUCCCUCCAUCUCGAACCGCUCUUGGAGUCUGCUGGCCAAACAUCUUUCAGACCCUCCCUUAGCAGCCUCUAAAUAUUCAGCCUUUUCAGGAGCCAGAGCCCAAGACUGCAGCCCCCUCACGCUGAUACAAAAACAGGACAAGGAAAAGGAGUGAUUACAGAUCUCUGAGCUGCUGCUACCAACAUUAUUCCAGCCUAUAUGACAAUAGGAGAUGACACACACACAGUGAGCAGAGCUGGAUCAGGUCAGCCUGGAGCUCUGCUGUCAGGACGUGUUUGUUAGGUUGUUUUUCAGCCUCUCUGUCUGUUUCCAUGCUGCUGUAAACUCUGACAUCUCUGAGAAAAAGAAAGCUGUUAACAGGACGCAGCUGCUGACAGACACACAGACCAAAAACUUUCAGACUCACUCUUGAGGGUCUGAACUUUCUGCAACUUAGAGACCGAACCCUCUGAUUUCCAUCAGCACCUCAACUCCCCACAAUCAGACCUCUCCUCCUUAACUCUGUCCUCAUCAGUCAGCAGGGACGACUCCACCCUUUCCUCCAGGCUUGACCUCCAAUCAUCCUGCUGAUCUGCUGCCUCUUGUGCAACCCGUGUGUGUUUUGUGUGUGUGCGUGUGUGUGUUUUCCUCAUGCCCAGACUAGCUUCUUAUUGCAUCACUUAUUCUUAUGUUCCUGUCAGAGAAAUAAAUCAAUUUUGACCUGGAAUAGCCUAACAUGCUGCAGGAUGUGCUUUUUAUGUGUUCAUGCAAAAUUUAGAGCUGAAAAAACCCCAUCAGUUAAUUGCAAACAUGGAAAAUAUUAACUGUUUAACAAAGAUGUCCUGAAAUUACAAUCACUGGCACAUGCAUGAACGAUCAUUUAUGUAACUUUUGCAAAAUGAUUCAUCCAGAAAAUCCCCCACUAGGAUCAUCAUCACAACACUCUGUCCCCCACAGUCUGUCCCCUCCACUAAAUGCAGAGUUAAUUUUGUUUAAGUAGCAGCUUCAAAAUCCUGAUUUAGAGAAGAAACAUUAGGAUAAACUGAAUGACAAAAUAAGAUGAAAUAGUUUGAACUGAAGAGGUAAAAAUGUUUGGGGAAGGAGAUAAGUUUCCCUGAAUUUAGUCAAAAAUGAAUAAAUCAAUACAUUAGUCAACAGAAAAGGAUGAUUGAUUUCUUUUUAAAAGUAUAGAGACUGAAGUCAUCAUCAGUCAGAAUCAGACUGAAAAUAGUCUUUUUCCCUUAAGACACAGCUAGCAUGGACGCUGAGUAAAACUUUUAGCAGAUGUUUGUGAAUUACAGCUUUUAUUUUGAAAAGAGAUUCAUUUGCACAGGAAGAGGCCGUUUUUACCCCAAAAUAAGACAGUGCAGCUCAUUUAAAUAUGUCCAAACAAGUCACUAUUUCUCCUGCAGCAGUUUGAGGUGCAUUAAAAAACCCAUUUGAAAAUUAGACACAUACGCAGAGGUUUAGUAUGGUCAGAGUCUGUGAGGUUCAUUUUGUGAAUCAGAUCCUCAGUGUCAGUGAUGGUGAGGUCUUAAAUUAGUAAAGCCCUAAGUCUCCUGCAUUUGUUUACUCUCCUGAGAUCAUUCCACGCUUGAUGCUUCCUCGGCAUGCAGCCCACUCCUUAAACUCACAGCCAUACAUGAGAUCACACAGAUAGUCCAGAGGGAAACGUGCAGUUUAAACUCAGAUUAUCACUCUGAAGAUACUUUAAAAGAAGUUUAAAGAGUUAGAACAAGUCGAUCUCCUGGUCAGCUCUCCUUCUUUAUGUUCAUUUCAUUCUGUUUUGCAUCUUAAAAUCCUGAAUCAGAGUCUCCCUAAUAUUUGAAAGUAGGAAAGCUCCCUUUAAUGUCUGUCUCCACACACUGACAAUCCUCUUCUCUCCUCCUCUGCCCACAGACUCCAAAGCCAUCGUGGAUGGGAACCUGAAGCUGAUCCUGGGUCUGAUCUGGACCCUGAUUCUGCACUACUCCAUCUCCAUGCCCAUGUGGGACGAGGACGAGGAGGCUGAUGACGGCAGACAGAAGACGCCAAAACAGAGGCUGCUGGGAUGGAUCCAGAACAAGCUGCCUGAGCUACCCAUCACCAACUUCAGCAAAGACUGGCAGACAGGCCGGGCUCUGGGAGCGCUGGUGGACAGCUGCGCUCCAGGUGAGGGUUUCUGUGUGAUCUGGUGUUUCUGAGGUGGGCUGUGCUGGAGGCGGGGAAGUUUCCGGGUUAAUGGAGGAUAAGGACCAGGAUGCUUUGGUGUGUGAUGUGCAUGUGUUUCCCCCCUCAGCAAGUGGCUGAAAUGAACACCAACAGAGUGAUCGGGGUCUGUUUACUCUGCAGAUCUUCAGAGGUGCAACAGGACCUCAGCGUUAAUAAAUCUGACCACAUGGAGGAUUGUUUAAAUCAAUGUGAUAAAAAGGAGAUAAAAAGCUGAAUAAAGACUUCCAGACAUGGCUGCUGCAGAUGUCAAAGUUUAGGAUGCACCGCCAGAGUUUCCCAAAACCUGAGUGACUCUAUAGAAGAGAUUUAACAUUAAUCCUGGAGACAGUCUGAUGUUGUCUGCAAACUAAAGAUCUGAAAAAAAAGCUGAUUUAGUCCUUCAAUGAUGAAGGAAAAACAACAGCUGUUUUUUUUAAUAUUUGAUUUUAUAUUUAAUCUUUACAUUUUUUGUGCAUCAAUGUUACCAGAUUCUUAACUUCACUGUCAGCUCAUAUGUUGUUUUCUGGCCUUUUGCAUUUCAAAGAUGAAAAUAAAUAAAUCCUGCUGCUUGGCAGAUUUUCAUAGGAGCUAAAACAAAAGUCAUCACUAAACACUAUAUACAACACCUUAAAGGUUCCUGCACUUCUGGAGGGUACUGCACCGCCCAACAGGGACUUUUAUGUGUCUCUGGAAAUCCCCCCAAAGGUUCCAGUCCUGGGGAAAUUUACUGCAGUGAAAACACGGCUUUAGAUGUUAGUCUGUCUUUUAAACAUAAGUGUCUGCACACAACAGUGAUUGGCAGCUGCAGAUCUAAGGUCAGGUCAGGUAGAGACCAAGGGUUUGACUCCCAUUUGCGUGGGACUAAAAAGUAGGAGAGGGGGAGGAUAAGCUGAAAGAAGGAGGAACAGUCCUGCACCUUCUCAUUAUGGUCCUGUAGAAUUAGGAAAGUAAGGAAAGAGGGAUUAGGGCAUGACGUGAGGAGAGGGGGGAGAUGUAGGUGAGGGAAAGUGAGUUUGAAGGAGGUUUCUGUUUACAUGCUCAGGAUGUCUGACAUACCUGCGGAUCACCAGCAGCCUGUAGCCGCUGAUAAGGAUCCAACAGAAGAUUUAUUCCCCCUGCAGCCAAAGAUUUUCAGCACGGUCAGGAAUGAAAACCUGCAGACGUCAGAGUGGGUUAUAAAAAAGAAAACAAACCUCUGACGCAGUUUGAGCGAUUAUAAAAGAGCGGCUGAACAUCGGAGGGAGGAAUUCAGGAGACAAAAAAUAGACAAAUGAACCCAAAGACUCUUCACUGCAGCAGAUUCACCCUCUCACAGAGAUCAGGCAUGCUUCAAAUUCUACUGUUAUCAGCUGGACGUAGUGGAGGCUCACUGUGGAGUCAGCACAAUCUCACAGACUGAUGCCCGGAGUUUUUAACGCUUACUCUAAAGUCCUCUAAACCCAGCAGAAAACUCCUUGAUUGGAGCUCAAAGAAACACAGAGAACUGGUUUGUAAAUUUUACAAAUCAGAAAUCUGAUAUAUAAUCGCCGUGUAGGGGGUAGAGGUCUUAGUGUACAGUACAGUGUUUAGAGUGUUUAUGUGUAAAUACAGCAAUCAAGUGUUUGUGAGUAAACAAGGCCAAACAUGCAAACUUCAUCUGAAUGAUGUGGCAGUUUUUUCUAAUGUCACAACCUGGCUCAAAAAGGGUGAGACAAACAGAGGGAGACCACACAUAAUCUGCAAUGAUUUACAAUAAUAUUCAAUUAAGUAAAAAAAUCCACAAUGUGAGGGUCAGUCUGUGUAAGAGUCAGUGAGUGUGCAGUGUUAAGUGUGGGUUUGAGUUUGAGUGUUUUUGUUAUCAUGACAGAUAUUUUUUAUACCAAGAAACAAAUGUGGUUUUACGAGAAACAUCUUGUUUUCCACAGACAGGAUGUAGUUUUUUCAAGUCCUGAACAUGCACACAGAGCCACCAGGCUUGGUGCACAUGAGCUCAGUGGAGAACUGAGAGGUUUAACGUUGGUUUGAUAAAGGGGUGUGGCUUAACUACUCAGUGGUGGCCCCUACAAGUAUUCAGAAAUUCAGCCGCCCUGUUACAUGUUAAACCUAGAAAGAUGCGAUCCUCUGGGCUGACGUAUCCUGUCUAGACCCACAAAAAGUCUCUUGGAUCUAUAUUGUAAAAACAACAGAAAGUCCACUAUUUUGAGUUUUUGUAAAAAAUCAGGCUAAAUUUGAUCUGUUUCCAGGAAUCCUUCCAAAAAUUAACUCCUCCCAGUAGGACUGCCAAGUCCAAUUUAGGUUAUUUAGAGAGCUGGGAGAGCCAUUCAAGAAAAGAACAUAUAGAGUGUGGCCAUGAUGACUCGCCACAGUGUGACACUGAAAAUAGUGAUUUUUUUUUUUUCAGUUUCAGGGCUCACACUUUGAUUCGUUUUUCAGACAUCAUUAAUACAGUCCAUGUGAAAUUGUUCAUGCUGCCAGAUAAGACUAAGAUAAGAUGAUUCUUAUUUUGUGCACACAUCUUAAAGGGUGUGGCUAUGGCACCGUCUCAAAGUUAAAAGUCAUCUCUUAAGAAGCUACUGUAACUCGAAAAGAAUGAGUCUAAACAGCUACUAACUAACAAAUUAGUAACUUACCAAAACAUUGAAUGUUGGUCCUCAACAAUUUGGAGCCAUUUUGACCCUCAUUUUAAACUUUAAAUUGAUGCUUUUCUUUGCUGAAAGAAACAAAGAGUCUGAUGUGUUUAACCCUCAGAUGGAAAACACAAAAACUGUUUAAACCUCAUCAAAUAUUUAGAUUACACAUCUAGACUAUCAGGCUCAUUAUGUUUAUAAUUUCACUGUCUUACUGGAUGAGUUUGUGUUCAAAUGUACUUGUAAAUGAUAGCCCAUCACCCUGCUGCUGCCUAUAUUAACUCCAGCUCUCUUCUCUCUCCUGCAGGUCUGUGUCCUGACUGGGAUCAGUGGGAUCAGACCAAACCAGUGGAUAACGCUCGAGAGGCCAUGCAGCAAGCUGACGACUGGCUGGGCAUCCCACAGGUAAAUGAAAGACCUUAUGGACAGACAAACAAAGAAAUAACACUCCACUAUCAACCCAAUAUGUAAUGAGGAACUUUUCUAGCAUUUCGACAGUUAGUGAUGAACGUCAAGCUCGGACGUUGGCUCAGUGUGCGUCACAGUUUCUCUGUAAAUAGUCACUCAGUUAAAUGGAGGUCAGAGCCAUCAUUUGUAAAGCAUUCAGGGAAGUCAGGAAAUCUGAAUGCUGACUUAGCAUCAGUCAGAUUAGUGUCUCAGUGUGUGAAUGUUUGAUUCAGAACAGAUUGGUAGCUGACCUUUAUGCAGAUAUCUGUUUAUACAGAGACAGAAAUCCUCCUCAGAUUACCAACCAUAGAAGCUGGAGGCAGUUGUGGAGGACUGUGUUCCUCCUGCUUUUGCUCUCCAUGAAGACUGGUUUUACUGCAGAUUCCUGAUUGGUCAGCACUGCCCGGUCUACUAACAGAAACCAAAACAUAAAAUUUUUACUUCAUACUUAUCAUAGAACCUGUAAUGUAGAUGACUCUGGAGCUGAUUAAGUCUAAAUUCUCCAGUUAAGCUUUUAUUUGUUGAAUUAAAAUCAUUUAAACUGAUUAACUUAAUCAUUUUUAAGCAUCAUCAUCUUUUUUCCUGAAGAGUUGAUCAUUAAAUAGAGACAUGAAUAAAAACAAAAAUAACUUUAUUCAUCAUUAAAGGGAAAUUCAAUAUGAUCAGAUAUAGAUUGAGUUUUUUGAGUGUUCUGGUGUCUCUCUGGUUUCAAUGUGAUUGGCACCCUGUUGCUGUUGGCACAGCUUCGCGUGCUGACUCUGAGCUCUGUGGUCGCCCCUGUUUCCGCCAUCGGUUCAGAAACUGUCUGUGUCCGUCCCCUGCUGUCUCUGUGGUUGAGCCGUCAGACAGAGAGAGAGUUAGAGAGAAUGUGUGUGUGUGUGUGUGUGUGUGUGUGUGUGUAUGUGUGUGUCUCUCUGCCAUCUUUGUGGUCCUAAACUCAGACAGAGAGUGUGUGUGAUGAGUGUGUGUGUCUGCCAUUUUGCAUAUGAGUGUCUCUCAGGUGCUCUCUUCUGUCAGGAAAUCGUUAGUUGUGGUUCUGAUCUUUAAAUCACAACAUCGCUCAGUUGAUUUCUGUGUGCAGCUAUCUCCAUGGUAACUAAUCAGGCCCUGCUGCGGGCUGUGCAGCUGCAACCUCCGUCCCUCUCAUCAAUGAACAUGCAACAAGGAGAAACAUCCUCCCUGUCAUUUACAAACCCUCUCCUUCUCCUCUCCUUUUCUCAGGUCAUCACACCUGAAGAGAUCGUUGACCCCAACGUGGACGAGCACUCAGUCAUGACCUACCUGUCCCAGUUCCCCAAAGCUAAGCUGAAGCCUGGAGCUCCUCUACGGCCAAAACUCAACCCGAAGAAGGCCCGCGCCUAUGGGCCAGGUACACACACAUGCACACACUCACACAUUCACACACAGACACACAGAGUUGCAGCUGUGUGGAGCCAGCAGCUGGUUGAGUUUAGAGCAGGAAGGAUUUCGAUGUUUACAGCGAUCAGAAAACUUUGAAUCAGUCCAGGAGGUUAAAUCAGGGCAUGGACUGUUUACACCGAGGGGUGGGGGGCAUUUCAAUCUCUCUGUACUCACUCUUAAGUAUCUGCUGUAGGGUUUUUGGAGUAUUCUAUCCUUAAAAAGCAAAAUAUGAAACCUUUAUCUAACUUAGCUUUCCUGUUUGAGAUCAGGACUCCUCAUAAUGAAGAAGGGGAGUCUGUAAAAAACUGCCUGUAAAAAAUGAAUGAGUAAAAUCAGCAGAGAAACUGGCUCCACCUUCAUUUUUAAUCUGCAUCUUCACACACAGAUCAGCUGAUAUUACUACACAGCAGCUGUUAACUUUCCUGAGAGCAGAAAUUAUCUGCGGAUGCCUGUCUUCUCCAAAACAAACAGACUCAGUGAAUAAAUCCAAUAAAAACACUAAAAAAAAUCAGCUUCAUGUCAAGAUCCUGACUUUCUCCCUCCACUCUCUGAGGUGGAGCAUUAGGAGCUGCCAGCUGAGCAGCUACUGACUUUGGCUCAGCCGACACGUCAAACAUGGAUGUUUAAAUAUGACCUGGCAGCACAAAGAGAAUGAGAGCAGAAAAACUCAUGGAGCAUGGAGCGUCUAACAGGUAAAAUACGUCUGGUCUCUCCUGUGUUCAGGUGUGGAGCCCGUCGGUAACGUGGUGAUGAAGAAGGCAGUGUUCACAGUGGAGACCAUCAGCGCAGGGAUGGGAGAGGUUCUGGUUUAUGUGGAGGAUCCUGCAGGACACAGAGAGGAGGUCAGCCUCUGAGAGCUUACAGGUGUUCAGAAAUUAAAAUCAAACAGUUUACUGUGUUUUUAACCUUUUAACAAAAAUGUUCUUCAGGCUAAAGUGACGCCCAACAACGACAAGAACCGAACCUACUCCGUCUUUUACAUCCCCAAAGUCACAGGCAUGCACAAGGUGAGCCGAGAGUUCAUUCUAACACUGUAAAGACCUGUGAUACUUUAGUGUUUUUAUUUCAUGCAAGUUUGAAGUCUCCUGCAGCAACUGGAGAAACUCUGCAGGUUCAGCCUGUGAUUGGUUUGUCUGGAUGCCACGUUACUCUCUGAAUGUUCAGUCUGCAGUCACGCUGGAUGAUUAUAAUCUGUUUAAUUACACUAAAGACAGUCAGAGUUUAAUUCUAGGAGCUUAAAUUGGACGGCUGUGUUGAAAUCUUUGAUUUCAUGUUUCUGUAUAAUUUCUCUUUUACGGUCGACUGUCAAGUAACAGGGAAAACUAGAUUAGUCUCAGUUCUCUUCCUCCAGUAUAAAGUCGUUCCCUCUCUCACUUUCAUUUCCCUAAAGCAGCAAACUUUCAAUUUCUGCCUUUUCUUUUGCAAUCAUGUGAAAACCUUUUACACAGAAAACAUUCAUUUAUGUCUCUACCAGCCCCCAGGACACUGCAGCACAUUCACAAAAUAAAACUUUUGUGCAGAUUUCCUGAAAAUGAUCAGCUUAUACUGUUCGAGUCUGUAAAAUCUGAUAAUGUAAUUGCAGAGCUCUGCAGACACUUUCAUUCAGUCAAUGUUUAAAGAUAUGUGCUUGUAAUCUGAGUGCACAUCACUAAACCAAUGAAGAACAAAAGCAGACACCUUAUGUUUUAAAACACAUAAAACCAAACCAGAUAAAAGCCUGUUUGCUCAUAUUUCUUAUUUUACUGAUAUUAGACUGUAAAAGAACGCACUUAUGUUGUGUAAGUAUUUUAAUCAUGACUGACACAGGCGCCACACUGAACUGGAGGACCUAAACUAACAGUUUUAGUUCAGUUUAGGUUUAUUAUAAAGAUAUUACAAAGAAAUAGUUAUAUAUAGAAACAAGUGAGUAUUUUACUUGACUACCACACCCAAGUGAUGUACUAAUAAAAAGAGGAAACAGACACAAACAUACCCAACAUAUGGACAUGAAUCAAAAGGUCAAAGGUGUGGUGAAAUUGAACAUAACUUUUUCAUUAUGUGUGUGACACCCAAACUUUACACGGUUAAAACAGAGUCUCUAGAUCUCCUUUUUGUUUAACAAAGAGAAUUUCACACAAGGAUUGUUAAAUCUAUUUUUCCAUGAGCUCAUAAACUGAUAUUUAACAGAAAACUGCACAAAGAGGAGUCCUUUUUGUGAUUAAUUCUUUAUUUAUUUAUUUUUUCAUUUCAUUACAUUUCCAUUUAUCCACACCCCUUGCCCCUACCCCUUGUCCUGGGGGUAACAUUAAAUUUGGGUGAUAACAGGGAAGAAAAAUAAAUAAAUAAAUAAACAGCAGCGUCAUCAGUACAUAGUAAACAUAAUCUUGGGAUAAAUGAAUAAAAUGCAAAAUAAAGGGAGAGGUAAAAAAGAGGCCUCAGAGCAACACUUCUAGGUUAUGUAUUGCUUCUAACUUUGCCUUUUAAACACGGUUACUGGGAAUUUCUAGUGACAAGAUUUCAUAAAAUGAUGGUUUCCACAGAUAAACAUUUAGAGCGUGAGGUGGUUUCCAUCUCUUUAUCAACGUCUUUUUAGCAGCAGUUAAACCUGCAAACAGUACUCUCUUCUUAUGCUUCGUUAGAUUCAGAGAAGUGUCAUCAUUCAAAAGCAAUAUAUGUGGGAAACAAGGUAUAUUUGUCUGCAUUAAACAUGAAAGAAUGUUCCAAAUACUGAGCCAAAAGGACUAGACAAAGAGGAGCCUAAAUAAAAAACUUGUUUUCUUUUUUCUGCACUUUCAGCAUUUUAAAACAAUAGUCCCUGAUCACAAAACAAAUAAAUUGCUCACAGUCUGGACCUCCAUAGGCAGGAUAAAAUGUGUAAAUAGAUUAUUGAAUUGAAAAUGAUGAUUGAUGUGAUUUUCAUCUUUGGCUGCAGUGGUUAUAGUUGUUUUCUGCUGGUCUGAUGCUUCUGCUGUGAAUAGGUUCAUGUAAAAACAGCCUGACAGCUGGGGGGGGUUAUAAAAUCUUACUGCACAAUGGAAUCAGUAUUUUUAAGCUUUCUGAGAGCUUUGUGUCACACUUAUGAUCCUAAAAAGCUGCAGGAAUCACAGAGAGUGUCCAUGAAGAUCAUGAGACCCCGUUUUUAACAUCCUCCUCUCUGCUGUGUAGGUGACAGUGCUGUUUGCGGGGCAGCACAUCUCCAAGAGCCCCUUCGAGGUAGAGAUUGGUAUGGCUCAGGGCGACUCCAGCAAGGCCACGGCUCAAGGACCUGGACUGGAGCCAUCAGGAAACAUCGCCAACAAGGCCACUUACUUUGACGUCUACACAGCAGGUAAGAAAAACUUGAGGGAUAUGAUUUCUUUAGGUCCUCGUCAGAUGAUCUCUCACAACUCAAAGUACUUUGUUUGGUUUAAGUGAGGAGGUGACUGAGUAGUGCAUGUUUGUAAGAGCAGGAGGAGUCUUGAGUAGUGUCUGCUUUUGGUUUGUUAAUGUUGUUUAAGGAUGUAGAAGGAUGUUUGAAAAACCCCAAACACAGCAGUAGAGAACAUCUUUCAGACUGAAGGGACGAGCAGAAAAGAGGAUAAAGUAAAGAAACUUUGUUCAGUGUGGGCAACUCCAUCAUCCUGCACACCCAUUCUGUGAAAUUUUCAGACUUCUACCUGCUGAUUCUAUACCUUAACUCACACUGACCUCUCACCUUCCUUACCUCAGGUGUGCAUGAAAAAUUUCAGAUACAUUUGGGGUGAAAAAUUCAACCUAGUGCAGCGUGAACGGAAAAAGUCAGGGACCUCCAGGAACUUUUGUCUUCACUUCAGAAACUCUGAAUUUAUGUGUUUGAUUAUUAUAUGUUUGUACAUUAUAUUUUGCACUGAGCCUGAUGGUCCUGUCUGUGUCAGGUGCUGGAGUGGGUGAGGUGGAAGUGGUGAUCAUGGACCCCACAGGUAAGAAGAACACAGUGACCUGCACCAUCGAGGACAAAGGGAACAGCAGUUACCGCUGCACCUACAAACCCACCCUGGAGGGGCAGCACAUCGUCUACGUCACCUUCGCCGGGGGGCCCAUCAACAAGAGCCCCUUCACCGUCAACGUGGGAGAAGGUGAGACACAUGAAUCUGUUUAUAUAUCUAUCUUAAACUACAGUGUAUGAUUGUGUAGACGAAUGCAGGUCUGCACUUUUACUCUUUAAAUGUAAACACUUCAGUCUCUGAUAUCUGUCAGCUGCAGUAAUUUUCUGUUUUUUUCCUUCUUCUGUGUCUGAUGCUUUGCCGUCUUUUUUCUGCUCUUCUGGAUCUCCUCUUUUUCCCCUCUUCUUCUUCUUCUUCCUCUGAUAGCAGCGAGCUGGUAUCUGUCCUCUCUUUGGAUUGGCCUCUUCCUUCUGCUGUCAUUUCCUGUUUCCUGGGAUCUCUCUUGGGUACCUGCUUCAUUUGUGUGUGUGUGUAAAUGCAUGCAUGAGCGAGCUGUACGGAUAUAAAACUGCUUUAUCCUUCACUCUGUGCUUAUGUGCAUGUUUGCACGUCCUUACUUCAGCCUCAUUUCCCUCUGCAGUCCUGCUGUUUGUCACUUCCGACCAUUUCAUGUUCAUCUCACUCAGAGAGAAGUGUAAUUUACAUAGAAUAACAAACAUUUUAGCUGAAUUUAAUCAAAGUUACACCCUUAAAUCUGCAGUUUGAAUGACUUUUGCAUGUUGACGCAAUCCUCAUAGAAGAUGAAGACUAAUGAUUGGUUUUAUAAAUGAUGCAUGAAUUUAACCACACUUUACUCCCCAGAUUUCAUUGAUUAAAUCCAACCCAGAGCGUAUGCUUUACAGACACAGAGUGCUUUAUUUGAAUAGACUCAAAAAUCUUAAGGUAUUGUUUAUUUGGAAAAUGGGCCUCAGAUUUUAGUUGCAAAGACCUUUCCACGGGAACCAGAGACCUUUUGAGGGACUUUGUGUGUUUCAACAGCAGGAAACCUGGGUCUAAAUUUAGCUCUGGGGUAAUCAGGGUUAAUUAUGAGGUUAAUUUGCAUAAAUUAGUUACACGAUUUGGUCUAAAAAGGACAGUUUCUGUCAACAUUUACACAGCGUUACAUCUCUUUGGAGGUGGAGUUGUUUCAAGUUAUCACUCUUUUCACACAGAAUAAGUUGUAAUAAAGUAAUUAAAGACUCGUUCCCUCAGUCAUCUCCUUCCCGGAGAGUAUCUGAUAGCUCCUGUUCCUGUGGGGUUUCCUUUGCUUCCUGCAGGGGCAUCAUGCUGUGACUCAGCAGCUCCUCUUUAAUAAUCAGUGAAAUGAAGAACAUAUUCGCGUCCUGUGUGAGGGUAACGGCUCCCUUCCUCCUCUGUGGAUUCACUCUGCAGACAGAGAUAUGUGACCAGAGGCAGAGGAGGGAGGGUGUGCUGUUAGACGGAACAGCCUCAGAGAAAUCCGACUUUAAAUGAUGGAUGAAGCGCUCAGAUGGAAAUAGUUCUGGGUUCAUAUCAUUCAGCCCGCACCUCAUUCCUCUUCUCCCAACGAAACCAGCUCUGAGCUCACAUGUGGUCUGACUGACUCUCUGUGUGUUUGUGUGUGUGUGUGUGUGUGUGUGUCUCCUCAGCCUGUAACCCCAGCCUCUGCAGAGCGAAGGGUCGUGGUCUGCAGCCAAAGGGCCUGAGGGUGAAGGAGACAGCAGAUUUUAAAGUUUACACCAAAGGAGCAGGAACUGGAGAGCUGAAGGUUUCCAUCAAAGGACCCAGUGAGUCAAAACUCAGACCCACCUCACCACCUCCUACUGAUAACACUCUGAUGAUCUACUCCAUGUUCAAGACCCAGAUAAGGGUGACAGUUGUCGGAGCUAACCUGCAGAGAUCCAGCAGUUCUGCUCACCUCUACAGAGAGUUUCAGCCUCUUUUAGCUCAUUUAUUCUGAAUGCAAAGUUUCUCCACUCUCUUAUCAGUCUUUUUCCUGAAGUAGUGUGCACCAGUUUUCAAGCUAACAGGCAGAAGCACUGAUAGUCCCAGUCUGUAAAACCAGUGAUUCAGAAACAGCUUUAUCCUUUGCAGCACAUUUGCUUCUGAUCCAUUAUUUUAAAUUUCCUGCACAGUCCCAUCAUUACAAUUUUCAUUUCCAAAUUUGCAGCAUGUUUUUCUGAGAGGAAAUCAUUCGGUAGCAUCUGGAUGAUUGUCCCUGUUAGCCACCGUAGCCGAGCAGAAAAAGACACAAAAACUUGUCUCUGGAGCUGGUGGAGAAAUGUAAAACAUAUUCUUGAGGCAUUUUGUUCAGCAGAAAAUUCAAAAACAUAUUGAGUUUGAUUUUUUUUUGUUGUGCACAAAUAGCAAAAAAACCUAAAUAUUAACUUCAGGUUGUGAUGUCCUGAAAUCAAGUAAAGAAAACAUUUUUUUCUGUAGAUGAAAAGUUUGAAUAGUUUUAGUAAAUCUCUGACUCCUGUUUGCAGAGGGACUUGAGGAGCCGUGUAAGAGGAAGGAUCUGGGAGACGGUGUUUAUGGAUUUGAUUAUUACCCCACCACACCUGGGACAUACAGCAUCACCAUCACCUGGGGAGGACAGCACAUCCCCCGCAGGUACACACACACACACACACACACAAACACACACACACACACACACAUUGUGACAGACCCACACUGACUUGGUACUCUGACUGACUGUAACGCUCCUCUUCAGUCCCAUUGAGGUGAAGAUCGGGGCAGAGGCAGGUCCGCAGAAGGUGAGGGCAUGGGGUCCAGGUCUGGAGGGCGGAGUCGUGGGUAAAUCUGCAGACUUUGUGGUGGAGGCUGUUGGCGACAACGUCGGCACACUGGGUGAGUCAGAGGACGGAGUUAGAGAGGAAUAUCCAAAGUUUACUCCGGUUUCUCCGAGCUCACCGUGUUUCUCCUCCUCCUGUUUUCAGGUUUCUCUGUUGAAGGUCCGUCUCAGGCCAAGAUUGAAUGUGACGACAAAGGUGACGGGUCAUGUGACGUGCGUUACUGGCCCACAGAGCCUGGGGAGUAUGCCGUGCAUGUCCUCUGCAACAACGAGGACAUCCAGCACUCCCCAUUCAUGGCUGAGAUUGUUAACCCGCCGAGCAAAGACUUCUACCCCGACAAGGUGAGCACACACUCUCAGAGGACUCAUUUAAGACUUGGUUUAUUUGUGUCAGAGCUCCUCAGGUGUCACAAUGUGUACCUGACGCUUCCUGACUGUGUUUCUCAGGUGAAGGCGUACGGUCCCGGCCUGCAGAGCAGCGGCCUGGCUGUUGGAAAACCCACAGAGUUCACCGUUGAUGCCAAACAGGGAGGAAAAGCUCCUCUGAAGAUUCUGGCUCAGGUAUGAGUGUGUGUGUCUAUGUGUGUGUGUGUGUGUGUGUGUGUAUGUGUUAGAUCAUCUGGAGCUCAUGUUUUACACUCUGAGACACCUGUUCCACGUUAAAGCCUCUCUCUUUCUCUGCAGGAUGGUGAAGGGUUACCUGUGGACGUACAGGUGAAAGAUAACGGAAACGGCACCUACGCUUGUACCUACACGCCCCGCAAACCUGUCAAACACACCGCCAUGGUGUCCUGGGGCGGAGUCAACAUCCCAGACAGCCCAUUCAGAGUCAGUACACACAUUUAUAAAAACCUGUGUUCAGAGAUUGGUUUAUUCUGAAUACAAGCAGGUAACAGAAGGUGUGUGAAUGUAUUUCUAAAUGCAGAUGAAUAUCGGAGCAGGAUGUCAUCCAAACAAGGUGAAGGUGUCUGGACCUGGAGUGGCGAAGACCGGACUGAAGGCCUUCGAGCCGACGUACUUCACUGUGGACUGUGCAGAGGCUGGACAAGGUAAAAAAACAGAAGAUGUUUUUACAGUACUGAUGUGGUGUCAGGUGUAUAAUCCACACUAACGGAAGAUGUUAAAUUCAUCCAAAGCUGCAAAUUUGAAACUUUAUCAUUCAAAGCUUUUCCGAAACCAACUUUGGACUCACUGGCUGAAGUGGCAGGUGUCUUUCACUGUGGUUUGUAAUGAUGACCUGUGUGUGUCUUCUGUCCUCAGGUGACAUCAGUAUAGGUAUUAAAUGUGCUCCUGGUGUGGUGGGACCCGCAGAGGCCGACAUCGACUUUGACAUCAUCAGAAACGACAAUGACACCUUCACGGUGAAAUACACUCCACCUGGAGCCGGCAGCUACACCAUCAUGGUGCUGUUUGCUGAUCAGGUGAGUCGAAGGCUUUGAUUGUAAGAUCAAAAAGAGGAGGAGGGAGGACGGAGAGGUAAAAGGUUUCUGGGUCUCUUUCAGGCCAUCCCAAUGACACCCAUCAGGAUUAAAGUGGAUCCUUCUCAUGAUGCCAGCAAAGUCAAAGCAGAGGGACCAGGACUGAGCCGCAGCGGUGAGAGAAGCCUCUGAAAUCUACACUUUUAGAGAAGGAAGAACCUGUUUUAACAUGUUUUUAAACUCUGACGUGAUUUCACUCUGUCUGCGGUUCAGGAGUCGAGCUGAGCAAGCCGACCCACUUCACGGUCAACACCAAGGGAGCAGGAAAAGCAAACCUGGACUGUAACUUCAGCGGACCGAACAAAGGAGAAGCCGUCAAAGACUUUGAAGUCAUCAACAACCACGACAACACACACACUGUGAAGUACACACCUGUGCAGCAGGUAAGAGGAACACAAUAACAGGAAGAUUUUAAGAUUUCAGACCAAACAUCUGUGCUGCUUUCGUGAGAUUUUCCUGUCAGGGUUUUCGUAUCCUGUCAGCCUGCCUCAGAAACACUCAGUCUUUAAAAGUUGUUUAUGGUGUCGGCGUUGUGAGCUGGUUUUCGUAUUUAAGAAUUUAAAAAUUUUAAAGAAAGUUUAAAAAAAUAAGAAAAUAUGUGUAAAAUAUUUGUCUUAAAGUGAUUUUAAAGUACGCUGUAAAUUGUCAGGGUGGAUAUUUGCUGAUUUAAAGGCGCCACUUCUUCUUCUUCUUCUUCUUCUUCUUCUUCUUCUUCUUCUUCUUCUUCUUCUUCUUCUUCUUCUUCAGGGUCCUCUUGGUCUCGCUGUGACAUACGGUGGAGAUAACAUCCCCAAGAGCCCAUUCAACGUCGCUGUGGCUCCAUCAGUGGACCUCAGCAAGAUAAAUGUCACCGGACUGGGAGACAGUACGUACCCAACCGGCAUCACUUUACCUCCUUUCAUUCAAACCCUGGAGUGAGGCAUCAUUUCAUUCUGAACAAACAGAGCAGAGAGAGGUUUUACUGCUGAUAAAUAGGUUUCAUUCUGUGUACAUGGUUAGACAGGACUCUACUUCACAUAAAGACUUAUGCACAAAAAGAGAAGGAAAAUUGGGAGAUUUCAAGUCAUAAAUAAACUCUAAUCCUCCCUGUAGCAUUGAUCAGUCAGGCCAGAUAGCUGUUAAACAUGUAAUACCUACAUUCGUCUGUUUCCAGAGACAUUUCAGAUCCUCAACUCCGUCUGUCCUUCAUGUUUGUUGUAGAGAUGACUGUAGGCAGAGACCAGGAGGUUACCGUCAAAUCUAAGGGUGCUGGCGGUCAGGGCAAAGUCGCUGCCAAGGUGACCGGACCAUCAGGAAAACCCAUCACCAGCAAGGUUCGAGUCUGAUUCAUUUUCUUCAAACAAAAGAUUUUCUCUGAUUUAUCUCUGAUGUAGUUGAAUCAGUAAGAAGGUCUGAGUUAUGACUGUGAACAUGUUGGUGCUUCAGGUGGAGCCCGGUCUGAGCCCAGAGACCAGCCAGGUGAAGUUCAUCCCUCGGGAGACUGGACCGUACCAGGUGGAGCUCACCUACGAUGGAGUCCCGAUCCCUGGAUCCCCGUUCACCCCCACAGCAUACCCCACCUCAGACCCCUCAAAGGUCUGACAUUUUUACUGCGUCACUGAUAAAAAGUAAAAAAGUAAAGUAUUUGUCUCUAAAGGUUUAUUCAUCCUCCCCUCUCCUCUUUCAGGUCCGCUGCUCAGGUCCGGGUCUGGAGCGUGCCAAGGUCGGGGAGAAGGGGGAGUUCAUCGUGGACUGUACCAACGCCGGCCCGGCUGACCUGACUAUUGAGAUCAUUUCUGACAGCGGCACAGAGGCUGAGGUCCACAUCCAGGACAACGGGGAUGGGACCUACACCAUCACUUACAUCCCCCUGUACCCUGGCUCCUACACUCUCACCAUCCGCUAUGGUGGCCAGGAUGUGCCAAACUUCCCUGCUCGACUCAACGUGGAGCCUGCCGUCGACCCUAGCGGAGUCAGAGUGUUUGGACCUGGAGUGGAGGGCAAAGGUAAAAAGAAGAAAAUUCAGAUACCUGAUAUAAAGAGUCUGAAACUGCAUGGUGCCCAGAUUUUUGACCACUAAGCUGUGUUUCCUGUGUUUCAGGUGUUUACCGUGAGGCAACCACAGACUUCACCGUGGACGCUCGUGCUCUCAAUCAGGCCGGAGGUGACCACAUCAAAACUCACAUCAGCAACCCAUCAGGCAGCCGUACGGACGCCCUGAUCACUGACCUCGGAGACGGGACCUACAGCGUGGAGUACACUCCCUACGAGGAGGGUGAGUGCAGACACAGUGAGCGGGGCUCAGAGGGGUUUGGGUUGACAGUCUGAAGCUCAUGUUGAUUGUUUUUAUCCCUCAGGUCCUCACAGUGUGGAGGUUUGCUAUGAUGGCUCUCCGGUGCCAAAGAGUCCGUUCCGAGUUGGCGUCACUGAAGGCUGUGAUCCGGCUCGAGUCCGAGUGCAUGGUCCUGGUCUCAAGGGUGGCAUCACCAACAAGCCCAACAAGUUCACAGUGGAGACCCGGUGAGUGAAAUAAAACAUGUGCGAUGAAGAGAUGAUGUGUUUCCUGCUUUUAUUUUGAACUUACAUGGUGUGGACUCUGCAGAGGAGCUGGUACUGGUGGUCUCGGUUUGGCCAUGGAGGGUCCAUCAGAGGCCAAAAUGUCCUGCACGGAUAACAAGGAUGGCAGCUGCAGCGUGGAGUACAUCCCAUACGAGCCUGGCAAAUACAACCUGAACAUCACCUAUGGAGGGCAGCCCAUCAAAGGUAACAGAUAAAAAGCAUUUUAAAAGAUUCAAUGAGCAGAAAAGACAAGUUCUCUGUUUGAGUAGGUUUUUCAAUCCUGUGAAAGUUUUCCUAAACUGAUCAGACAUAACAUCUGACAAGCGAAAAAUCAGUGCAGAAAUAAAGCUGCAGCCGGGAGGAAAAGAUGAACUUUAUCUCAUACUGUUGUCAUUAAAAAUAUGAUAUUGACCUUCCUUUCCCUGUACAUUGUACUAAACAGAUGAGGGACAAGAGAAUUUUCUCACUAUUUUACAACAAAAGCAUGAGAGACUGAACUGCAGCAUCACUCAUAAGUCACAUGCUUACAUUGUACUAAACACCUGAUCUUAUGCAGUCUCUCACUCAGUUAAAAAACAUUGUCUUGUUAUUCUUCCAAAUAGUGAAUAUGUGUAGAUCUCCUGGGCUGUGUGGUUUAAAUUUUUGUCUCACUCUCUGUCUGUGUCCUGCAGGUAGUCCAUUCUCUGUGCCAGUCAGUGACACUGUAGACAGCACCAAGGUCAAGUGCCAGGGUCCUGGUCUGAGCAACAACGUCAGGGCAAACAUCCCUCAGGCCUUCAUGGUGGACGCCUCCAAAGCUGGAGUCGCUCCGCUGCAGGUCCGAGUGCAAGGACCCAAAGGUAAGAUUUUUCUCUUUACAUGAUGAGAACCAAACACAUAUUUGUAAAAAAAAAACUAAAAAAAAAACCAUGGUGGAUUCUGGUUAGAGCAUGCACUGCAAACAGUAAAUUUUGACUUAUUACAGCCUAGAUAUCUCAUUUCCCAACACAUUGACCUGAGAAUUCCAGGUACUUAAUGAAGAGCAAAAACUCUGCACUUCAUCUUAUUUGCAAAAAAAGAUUUUUUUUUUUCAGUUUUAAAACCGUUUUUAAUAAUUAUCUUGUAAAUUCAAUCAUCUCCUCCCUGUGUGCAGGUGUGGUGGAGCCGGUGGAGGUGGUGGAUAACGGCGACCAGACUCACACAGUCAACUAUGUCCCCACCAGAGAGGGACCGUACUCCAUCAAUGUGCUGUAUGCAGAUGAGGAGAUACCACGCAGGUAACUCGCCUUAAACUCUUACAGCUAGAUAUUACCUCUUUCCACUUCCUGUUUGUGCUCACGCUUCUACUCUCCCUCCAUCAGCCCCUACAAGGUGAAGGUGCUCCCCACCCAUGAUGCAAGCAAAGUCAAAGCCAGUGGCCCCGGCCUGAACACCACUGGAGUCCCUGCCUCGCUGCCCGUCGAGUUCACCAUCGAUGCCAAGGACGCCGGCGAGGGCCUGCUGGCCGUGCAGAUCACUGUGCGUCCUCACAUCUGAUAAGAAUGAUAAAAACUGAACAUUUUUUAAACAAUUUCUCUCUUAAUCAUAACUUUCUCUGUGCAGGAUCCAGAGGGAAAGCCGAAGAAGGCAAACAUCCGAGACAACCACGACGGGACAUACCUGGUGUCGUAUGUGCCAGACAUGACAGGCAGAUACACCAUCCUCAUCAAGUAUGGAGGAGACGAGAUCCCGUACUCACCCUACAGGAUCAGAGCGCUGCCCACAGGAGACGCCAGCAAGUGUACCGUCACAGGUGUGUACAUGUGUUAGAUUUAAAGAUAAUUCAGCCCUGUGCAAAUUAAACAAAUGCCUUCAUACCAGUUCAGUUUUAAAAAAAGCCUGAUUGAACUGAUACAGACAGAAAAACAACCUGGGUGUAAUUCAUGAGCCAGUAAAUUUAUGUGUAGAUUUACACAGAAGUACUUUUCUUUUUUUUUCUUAGUACGUCUGUCAAGAUCAGAUCUACUGUAAUACUGAGUAAAGGCCCUGAUUAUGUGUACAUUUUGACUGAGAUCCACUGAGCAGCAGGAAAAAAGCUUGAAUGUGAUCAGGAACAUUUUCUUUAAAGCUUAAAACUGAAUUUAAGUUCAUAGAUAAUUUUCUGUCUUAUGAGGAAAAAGUUGACGUUUUCAUGUAGCUGCUGUGAAAUUUUCACGUGUUGUUGUGUACUUCACGCUGUGCUCCUCAGUUACACACCGCCCCCCCCUGCUGCACACACACACCCACACCCAGACACACACACACACACACCCUCCCUCCCUGCUUCACACUCCACCAUCACGGUUUGUUUCCAUCGAGUGUUCGGAGCACAGUUAUUGCCUCACACUCCCCCACCCCCACCUGACUGUCUUUAUUUGUCACUUUUUGUUUCCUCGCUCCGCUGCUUCUCACCGUUCCUCUUAUCAGUCUCAAUCGGCGGUCACGGUUUAGGUAAGCCUCCUGAUCGACUCUGACGCAGAGUUCAAACCUCUACUUUUGAUUUUCUGUCUGUCAGCAUGGAGGAUAGUAGCAGCAGCUCUCUGCAGGACAUCCAUUAUAUCUUUCUUUGACCUUCCUCCUCUCCUAGCUCCCUCUCCUCCUUAUCUCCUCUCUCCUAACUGUUUGUUUACCUAUUAUAUGUUUCCUGGACGGACUAAUGGACUAACAGAGUAGGUAGGAUGGCAUGGUGGACAUGGCUAAUCUAGCUUUUGUUUCUGUUAUUUGGAGCCUGUUUGACGAUAACAUGAGUAAUGGUUACAGUGUACAGUAGGAGGAAAUAACAGACUGAAGCUCGUGAAACCUUAACCUGCUCUGGUGGAUGUGGAAUGUGCAUGCUGAGUGUUUUUAUGGUGGGGGGAAGUUUGUGUUUCUGGAAGAUAAAAAAUCAUAAUAGCUCAUGUUUCUGCUGAUCCGUUCUCCUGAAGGCGCUGGCGUCGGCCCAACCAUCCAGAUCGGAGAGCAGACAGUCAUCACUGUUGACGCCAAGGCUGCUGGGAAAGGGAAGGUGACAUGCAGCGUGUGCACACCUGAGGGGGCGGAGCUUGACGUGGAUGUUGUUGAAAACGAAGAUGGCACAUUUGAUAUCUUCUACACGGCGCCACAGCCUGGCGAGUACGUCAUCUGUGUCCGCUUUGGAGGGGAGCACAUUCCCAACAGCCCUUUCCAGGUCACGGUGAGUCAUGUAACUUCAAACCGUUUAAACACGAGUUUUUGGCUUUGACAGCGAAGAUCUGCUCACAUUUACUUGAAGCGUCUCGAAAAGAGGAUUUGAGAGUUUUUAUUGUCACAUGCAAACCUCUGUUUGUCUGUUCGUCACUUAUGAAAGUCUUACUUUAGGCUGUGUUUAAUUACUGUAGGGGUUGCAGACGGUUCAAGAAAGCUACUCCUCUGCAUGGAAACUGCACAUUGCUGAACAGAGUAAAAGUUUUCAUUCUGGACCAAAGUUUAAACUCUUUUCUCUUCUAAACUUCUCAAAAACAGGCUGUCAACGAAUAUUUUAAAUUCGGAUAUAUAUUUGAAUAUUUAAAAAAAACAAGAUUUGAAUGUGAAAAUUAAUAUUCGAAUAUUAAAUAAACAGCAGGAAAAAACUGAAUAGGGAAAAAUGUGAAAAAAGAAAAAAAAAUUGGGCUGCUUUGCAAGUGAGCGCAUUGUAACAACGGGUCAGGGACAGGUCACAGGUCACAGGAGCUGCACCUGUAGUGAGACUUUCACAAAAUGCAGAGGGAGAUGGCAGGAUGCUUGGAGCCAAACUCGGAGAGAGUGGUCUGGACUCCAACGAACUUUAGAAGCUCUGUUUGGAAUUCUUUAGAUUUUGGGCAGACACUUUAGAUGGAAAAAAUGCUGAGCGAGACAAAGUUAUAUGCAAGCUGUGUAAGCUAGAUAUUUGAAUAUGAUCAAACCUAUGUCUUAUUUUUUGACAGCCCUAGUGUCUAAUGGAACAGUGUAACUUAAACUCUGAGUUUGAUAAUAUUUAUAGUAGACCAGCAUUUUAAUCAAUUGUCUCAUCAAAUAGAAUGAACCGCUAACAGCACAGUAUCAUCAGCGUAGUGAUUAACCUCACUCUCUUAAUGUCUAAAGUCCUUAUUUUGAAAGUUCAGGUCUGUAGAUUAUCUUAACAGCACUAAUAUUUUAAAGACAGCUCAAAUGUUUCCUUGAUUUGCUUAAAACCAGCUCUAAGAAGAAAGCCUGACUGGGCGGGCACUGACCGGUGAAUCCAGUAAACUGAGUAUACGUUAUCGAUCAAGCUUUCCUCACUGAGCUCAAACAUCCUGAUCCAGUUUUUCUCUCCUGAAGCUCCAUGACGGGAUCCCGAUGGCGCCACACAUCCCUGAAAUCACUCUGACUGCUGUUGUGUUCCUCUCCACCCCCCUUACAUCUCCAUUGACAACAUCUCCCUCCCCCUCCCCUUCCUCCCCCCUCAGGCACUGGAAGGAGCUCCAUCAGACCAGCUCAUGCAGCAGAGCCAAAUGCCCCAGUACUACGCUCAGCAGCCCUGGGUACCUAAAACCUCCAGCCUCUCAAACCCCUCUGCUCUGUUCAUGUUCAGCUUCCUCUAUCCCCCUCCUCUUCCUCCACGUCAUCAAAAAUGACCGCCCUCCAUCCUGCAUCUAUGUCUGCUGUAUCUCAUUGCAGGUUUUUCAUCUCUAAGGGGACUUUUCUUUCAUUUCACUCCCUCCAGCUCUUAAAAAAGUGAUUUUUGUGACACAUGGGCGAUGCAACGGAGCUGCACAAUAUCCUCAACUUAAAUUUAGUACCUAAAAGUGCUGCAGCUUUCAAGCACAAACUUUUUUGAAUCAUUGUGCAGCCCGUCUGUGCAGGCGGCUCCAUGUCACCUCGCUUCAGAGACAAAAGCAGCCAUUUUGAGAUCAUCAAUGUGGGAAUCAGCUGCUCCACAUUUUACAAAAUGGCGACCAUCUUCAUCCUUCAGUGUUUUUGUCCUCAUCUUCUUCGCAGUGUGUGUCGGUGUCAUCAUCCUGACCAUCAUCUUCAUCUCCAUCUCCAUCCAAUCAUCUCAUCUCUUGUUGUCUGUCGGUGUUUGGAAGCUUUAAUCUCGUCUGUCCUGCGCUGUGUUCGCUGUGUUACUGUCUAUCUCUUACUCUAUCUAACUUCUGACUUCUGUUUCUCAGGCGACAGACAGGCCAAUGGGGAUGAACGGUCUGGAUGUGGCGGGGCUGAGACCGUUCGACUUGGUCAUCCCGUUCACCAUCCAGAAAGGAGAGAUCACGGGUAAGAGAGAGAUACGCCAAAGAAAGUAGAAUCUUUAGACAUGACUUCAGAGACCCUCACUGUGUUUCUGUCUCUGCUGAAGGUGAGGUCAGGAUGCCGUCAGGUAAGGUGGCCAAGCCCGACAUCACAGACAACAAGGACGGCACUGUGACCGUCAAAUAUGCUCCAACUGAGGCCGGCCUGCACGAGAUGGACAUCAAAUAUGACGGCAUCCACAUCCCCGGUAGGUUUCAUGCUGAAGGGUUUUAAAAAAUUCAGAAAUACUCUCAUGAAUAUUGAAAUCCUCAAACUUGUGGACUUGUUCCGUUUUCGCUCACAGGAAGUCCUCUGCAGUUCUUCGUGGACUACAUGAACAGUGGCAACGUCAGCGCAUAUGGACCUGGUCUUAUUCACGGGACAGUCAACAAACCAGCUUUGUUCACCGUCAACACUAAAGAUGCUGGAGAGGGUAGGAAACAUCUACACGGCUGCUUUAACUAAAUAGUUUUCUCCUGCAUAAUUUGACAAAUUAAAGCUCUUUUUAACAUAAAGAAGCUAAAGUUUACUGGUGGACAUAUCUCAUUACUAAAAACUACUAGAAAGCAGAGAAGGAACAAACCUGUCCUUUUCUUUCAGGUGGUCUGUCUCUGGCCAUCGAGGGUCCCUCCAAAGCAGACAUCAGCUGUCUGGACAACCAGGAUGGGACAUGCACUGUGUCCUACCUGCCUGUUCUGCCUGGAGACUACAGCAUCCUGGUCAGAUACAAUGACAAACACAUCCCCGGCAGCCCCUUCUCUGCUCGCAUCACCGGUAAUAUAUAUUCUCUAACGUAAUAAUGAAGCAAUACGGCGAGCGAAAGUGAAACAUCAUGUGUGUUAUUUCCCCUCUCUUGUGUCCAGGUGACGACUCGAUGAGGAUGUCUCACCUGAAGGUGGGCUCAGCUGCAGACAUCCCUCUGGACAUCGGAGAACUCGACCUGAGUCAGCUGACCGCCUCCCUCACCACGCCAUCAGGCCACGAGGAGCCCUGCCUGCUGAAGAUGCUGCGUAACGGACUCGUUGGUGCGUGUGUGUCUAAACCCUGAGCUUUUUUAUCUUCAUCAUCCUCGUUUUAACCUUCUCCUCAACCUCUUCCUCUCUGUGUGCCGGUCACAGGUAUCUCAUUCGUUCCUAAGGAAAUCGGAGAGCACCUGGUGAACAUCAAGAAGAACGGGCGCCACAUCCCCAGCAGUCCCAUCUCUGUUAUGAUCAGCCAAUCAGAGAUCGGUGAUGCCAGCCGUGUGCGUGUGAGUGGGAAGGGCCUGAGCGAGGCACGGACCUUCGAGCCUGCCGAGUUCAUCAUCGACACACGUGAAGCAGGUGAGAGUAACACAUCUCAGUCAUGUUUGACUUUACAGCCAUUCAAAUUUUAGUCGUAACACCGGUGUUGCGUUUAUUUUACUUGCAGGGUACGGAGGUCUGAGUCUGUCCAUCGAGGGUCCCAGCAAGGUGGACAUCAACACAGAAGACCAGGAGGACGGCACCUGUAAGGUCACCUACUGCCCAACCGAACCCGGAAACUACAUCAUCAACAUCAAAUUCGCUGAUCAACACGUCCCAGGUGUGACCUUAAAUAAGUCAUCACAGAACACAGCACCAUGUUCAUGAAACUGAACCAGAGCUUUAAUCACAUGUACCUGUAUGUGUGUGUGUUUGUGUGUGUGUGCACAUGCAGGGAGUGCGUUCACUGUGAAGGUGACUGGUGAGGGCAGGAUGAAGGAGAGCAUCACCAGGAAGAGGAGAGCACCGUCAGUUGCCAACGUGGGCAGUCAGUGUGACCUCAGCCUGAAGAUCCCAGGUGAGCUGGACAGGAAGUGAUCAUGUUAACAGAGCUGUACCUGAAAAUGAACCAAAAUAAGAAAGUUUGACUCAUUUUUAAGAAGAACAUGAAAUUAUCAGAUUUUAGCUCCUGAAACAUGAUUUUUUUUUAUUUCUCUUGUCUUAGAGAGCUGAUUAUUUUCAAUUUAUGACAUUUAUGUCAUUGAUCAACAUCUUCUGCAUUUUCUGAUAUUUUAUUGAAAACACAUACGAUGGCCGUCAAGGUCUAUGUUUAUGAUUGUGGAUAAAGAGUCCAGAGAACACUUCAGAAAACACUUUUUUAAACGUAUUUUAUUUCAUGAAACGUUUUGCUCUUUGAACAUUUUCACUGUUAGAAGCAGUUUUUAGGUUAAAGGUGUAAAACAUUAGGAAGAGAGUAUUUUUAUGAAACUGUGUCAAAUAUUUGAGCAUCACACAAAAACUUUUGCAGUCUUGUCUUGUAUCUGUAUGUCUGUGAUGAUUCAUUCUUCUGUCCGUGUCCUCAGAGAUCUGCAUCGCCGACAUGACGGCUCAGGUGACAAGUCCAUCUGGUCAGAUCCACAAAGCCGACAUCAUGGAGGGAGAGAACAACACCUACUGCAUCCGAUUCGUUCCCACAGAGACCGGCGUGCACACCGUGUGUGUGAAAUAUAAUGGCAUGCAUGUGCCCGGCAGCCCCUUCCAGUUCACUGUGGGCCCGCUGGGAGAGGGAGGGGCCCACAAGGUCCGAGCUGGAGGACCGGGUCUGGAGAGAGCUGAGGCUGGAGUCCCAGGUGAACUAGAAUAGAUUAUUAAUGUGUGAUUAUAUAUAAUUUUACUGAGUGAAACUGACUCUGCUGUGGCCCCUGUGCAGCUGAGUUCAGUAUUUGGACCAGAGAGGCUGGAGCCGGUGGUCUCAGCAUCGCCGUGGAGGGACCAAGCAAGGCUGAGAUCGCCUUUGAGGACCGCAAAGAUGGCUCUAGUGGAGUGUCGUACAUCGUGCAGGAGCCGGGUGAGAGGAGCGGCACACAGAUGAUAAAACAUGAAAACUAAACACACGCUGCAGCCUUUUUAACAUCUGUCCUGUUUUUUAUGGUUUUCCUCUCAAAGUUUUUUUUUGUUGUUGUUGUAUCUCUAUGAGGACACGUGGUCUGUAAAUGUGUUUCGGGGCUCUGUCUGUUUUUGUAUUUCUGAGACACUUUCUGAGAUUUUCUGACUUUAAAUUCAUCCUGUAGGAGACUACGAGGUGUCGAUUCGUUUCAACGAAGAGCAUAUCCCUGACAGCCCCUUCAUUGUCCCUGUGGCCUCGCCGUCAGAUGAUGCACGCCGUCUUACUGUUGCCAGUCUUCAGGUGAGGCUCUGAGACACACACACAUCCGUGUGCACACACUCCAGCCCACAGUUCACUGCCUACAGUGCAGCAGCAGAUCAGAGUCUUAUUUCUGUAAGUCAGAAAGCUUGAACAAGUUUAUCAAAGUUUUUUAGUUUUACCCAGAAUCAAAUAUUUCUGAAACAAUGUGCUCCAGUCAGGGUUACUCUUCAGUUUUAGGUUGAAAACAGAGUGUAGGAAUUUAUUAGUUUAUUGAAACCUUCUUAGAAUUAAACAAAAAGUUAAAUUUCUCUGAAAAUUUUAUCAUGAAUAAUUUUAUUGAAACAACCAAAAAGGAUGAUUCUCAGUAAAAACACUAAAGUACAGGUGUAGGAUCAUAAUCAGCUGCUGCUGCAUUGUGAGGCUGUGCAAGGGCUUCUGGGAUACUCCAGGACUGUGUGUGUUUCUCGUGCCUCAUGCUAAAGGCUCUCAACAGCCUCCCUAAAGUCUGACGGGGCGCUAAAGGGUUAAAGAGGUCUGACCUGGGCUGUUUUUCCUCUGCCUCUGAUCACUCUCUCACUGAAACACUCAUCAUGAAAAGAAAAACUAUUAUUGAUAAUAUCUAAUAAUCAAAGAUGACUCACUGUAGUUACACAUCCACAUACAGACGAGUCUCCUCACCUGCAGACCCUCUCACACACUCAGAUUCACCAAAGAGAAUCACUUUUUCUCCCCCCUUUUGUUCAGCUUCUGGUUCAUAAAGGAGAGUUUUAGGGCCAGAAAUGAGGAGAAAAUGAGAGAGGGUACUUUUUAAUAUUUUUUAAAAUUUUCCUGCUCUCAUUUCUUUCUCAUAUUUUAUUCUUAAAACAAAAAAGCAGUGUAUAACUUAUUAACACAUGUCAGGGUUAUGAACAUUUAUUCCUCUCUCAGUCAGUCAUUUUUACUCUGAAAACAAAAAGGCAUCUUUCCAUCUUAUCUAUACAACCACUUUGUGUAAAGUUUCCCACUAGAUCACUGCAUUACGUAGUGGACCUUUAAAAACUGCAUCACUGCAAAUUCCACAAAAUCAAUCUUCCCAGUUCAAAUUCGAUGAAGCAUUUGGUGACAUUUGACGCUGGAUGGCUUCUUCUGACUGAACUUGUGCUCCAGGAGAUUUGUAGUCAUACCUGAGCGCUUCAAACCCGGCUCUAACACUCUCCCUCAGCUUCACAAACACACACCUGCUAUCUCUGCUCACAGCCCUCCUCUUUAGCCCUGUUAGCGACCUCCAGGUAAGAUGAAUAAAAUCCUCAGUGAUCUGAGUUUGAUGCUGUUUAAGAGUUUGCAGACAGCUCUGGUAAACCUGUGCAGUGACUCAGGGGUGUGACAUUAUGGAGACAGUGUUAAGUUUGUGAGUCUGUGUUGUCGAGCAGGAGUCGGGUCUAAAGGUGAAUCAUCCGGCAUCGUUCGCCGUCAGCCUCAACGGAGCGAAAGGCGUGAUCGACGCAAAGGUGCACAGCCCGUCAGGAGCUCUGGAGGAGUGCUGCGUCACCGAGAUUGACCAAGGUAACACCAGGACGAAGCACAAACCCGCACAAAGUCAGACUGAGAUGUAUGGAAGAGUGUGAAGUGUGUGAGGACGCAUGAAGAUGUUUCCUCUCCCGUGUGUGUGUGUGUGUGUGAACAGAUAAGUACGCCGUGCGGUUCAUCCCCAGAGAGAACGGACUCUAUCUGAUCGAUGUGAAGUUUAAUGGCAGUCACAUCCCUGGUAGUCCGUUUAAGAUCCGAGUCGGAGAGACGGGCCAGGCCGGAGACCCCGGAAUGGUGUCAGCCUAUGGACCAGGACUGGAGGGAGGAACCACAGGUGACACACUCACCUCAGCUGUGCAGGACAAAGUGAAACAGAAUGUCAGUUUAGCUUUAUUCCUCACCAAACUGCCCUCUUUUGUCUCUUUUAGGCACUGCAUGUGAGUUUGUGGUGAACACGAGUAACGCCGGCCCCGGAGCCUUAGCUGUGACCAUUGAUGGGCCCUCAAAGGUGAAGAUGGACUGUGUGGAGUGUCCUGAGGGCUACAGGGUCACUUACACCCCCAUGGCUCCUGGAAACUAUCUCAUUUCCAUCAAAUAUGGUGGUCCUUAUCACAUCGUGGGCAGCCCAUUCAAAGCCAGAAUCACAGGUGAGCAGAGCUUUGAGUUUCUGCUGAUAUCAUGUCAGUAAACAGAUUGAAACCUUAAUAACAACUCCUCCCUCCAUCCUCCAGGCUCUAAGCUGGUGGCCAGCCACAGUAUGCACGAAACCUCCUCAGUCAUGGUCGAUCCAGUGACCCGCGCCAUCAGCUGUUCUCAGGCGGGAGCUCCUGUCCAAUCAGAUGCCAGUAAGGUGGUGGCGAAGGGUGCGGGUCUGACGAAGGGCUUCAUUGGUCAGAAGAACAGCUUCAGUGUCGACUGCAGCAAAGCAGGUGAGUGUGCAUGAAAGAAACGGGACAGAGUGUUAAAUGAAAAGAGUUUAUUACAGCACAAAAACAAGAAUUUGAAAAGAAGACAGAAACAGAGGUUCGUUUCAAGUCUGCAGAAACUACAGAGCGACAUCGCUGCGUCUGAAGUUAUUUUUUUACAUAAUUUUGGCUGUUUACUCAAUGUAAAUGUAAAAACAUUCAGAGAAAUUGGAGAAAUCUCUGUUCAAAAGGGGCAAAGACAAAAUCCAAGACUGAAUGGUUAAAAAACAGGCAGGAAUCUGAAGUGGAAAUCCCUGCAUGGACUCAAAAAACAUUGUCUGUGAACACAGCUGAUCACCGCAUCAACAAAUACAGAAUGAAACUGUACAAUGUAAAAAGGAAACAGUGCAUAAACGUGAUCUAGAAACUGUGAUUUUAAAACAUGCUGGGAGUGAGUUAGGGAGGCUAGAGCUGGUGUAAUCUGGUCACUUUUCUUGGUUCUGGCGUGUAUUGAAGUUAUUUCCUCCUAUGGUCUACAGGUCGUAACAUGCUCCUGGUCGGGGUGGACGGUCCUAAAGUCCCCUGUGAGGAGAUCCUGGUCAAACAUUUGGGUAACCGCCUCUACAACGUGAGCUACCAGCUGAAAGAGAAGGGAGAGUACAUCCUGGUGGUGAAGUGGGGCGACGAACACAUCCCCGGCAGCCCCUACCACAUCAGCGUCUGAACCCCUCUGACCCCUCCCCCCGCUCCACAAUCAGAGCCUUAAACCACUGUUAGUCUAACCCAGCAUUGUUUACAGCUCCAGCCUCCCAUUACACACAUUUAGAUUUCUGAUUUCUUUAUUUAACCAACAACCAGCUGACAUCUUUAAUCCAGAAUCUUCCAAAGAUAAACUCUGAUUAUUCCUCUCUUUACGGUCAUUUCUCCACCUUUCAUUCUCCACCUGUCAGUUUGUUUAGGGAGGAAAAAGAUGCACCUUUUAUUACUGUAAGUCAGCAGUCAGAUGUGCCUUCAUUUCCAGUCAUGGACGUUUAGAUUUAUGUUGAUUGUUAUCUUAGCUUAGAUUAGAUUAGUGUAGCAGCAGCAGGUUUGAGCCCAGCUUUGAUGGAAGGUUUCUGUUUACACUGGAGGAGCUUCUCUCACAUUAACAAUAACUCUGAUUCAGUUUAAAAUGAUACAAAGCAAAGGGUGACGGCCGUAAAAGCGCCUAAAAGUUCAGGAGGUCAGUAUGUUAGAGACCUUUAACUGUCAUGUGACUGUCUUGUUUCUUCUAACAGCAGCUCCAGCGUGAGGUGUUCCUGAUGCUCUUUAGAAAAUAACCUGAAGUUUACCUGCUGCUAGUGUGAUCCAGAUUUAGACACUGCUGUUCUUAGUUAAUCAGAGACAGAACGAUGAGUGUGCAGACGGACAACGACACAUUUCACAGCAGCUUCCUCACAUUAUCUCUUCACUGCUGCCGUGUGCUAACGUGUGAAUCCAACAUGUGAAACAGACGGCGUGUGAUUCAGAUCCGCAUCCACACGCCACGCUGUGUGUUCUCACCUUCAACAAGAGUCAGUAACAAAUUUAAAAAGGGAAGUUUCCGGUCAGAGAGGCUGAGGGUGAUGCUGUCACGUCCUGAAAACAUGAUGAUGAUGAUGAUGACCAAAAACAGGAGAACUGAUGUUGCUUUGUUUUCUUCUCUGUUUUGUAUCGCACCCUCUUCACCCCUCCCCCUUCCUCCAGCUCGCUUUGUGCCUGAACUAUCUUUCAGAACAAAAAAAUGAACCUUGUCUUAAAUAAAAAGGCUUUAAAGUGUUUGUAAGACAGUAUUUUGAUACACAAUAAAGUUGUCUAAGUAUUUUUCUGUCAAAAGAA